AUGGGCGAUUUUUCAGGCGGCUUAAACGGCCUGAUGACAUGCUUUCCUGGAAUAUGUGCGGCAGUACCGGGGCCAGGCAGCCCUUCUAAGGAGCUCUGCUUUGGUGCUGCUGUCCUGCUGUAUCUGUACCGCUGCUAUGGAGGUACCACUACCGCUACCGGGGGUCCGGCCAAACUCACACCCGCUACGCCUAUAGGCUGUGGCUUGCUCAGGGGCAACAGGGUUCUUAUGACAGACAAAUGAGCUUGCAGGUAUGUCGCUGCUGACUUUGAAACUAGUACUGUGGUGUGUUGUCUGUCUCUCUCUCUCUCUCUCUCUCUCUCCUCGUGCUCUUUUGCUCUCCCUCCCGCUCUCUUUCAGUUGCUUGGACAGCCACAGUUGCUUGCAUUUAACCUUACUUAUAACGCACAUUUAAAGUUACAACAGGGAACACUGUGUGGAUUUCAGUACAGUUCCAGUUUUUUCUGUACUGUUGCACAAUCAUGGCUGCAGUGCACGGUGCCUGGUUUUUGCUGUUGUUGAUGAUAUACGGUAGGUUAGUUGCUUGCACAAAUGUGCUCGCUGCCUACAAAUAGAGUUGGAGAAGAACUUCAGCAGCCCCUGUUAGAGAUUGUGUGAGUCAUUUUCUCCCUUUCUAUCAUUCCUCAUGUUCAGGACUGACCCAGUAACCAGAGCACUGGGACUGCAUGCUUUUCCCCUCUUUAGUUAACUCUAUCUCUAGUCAAGACUCAAUAACAUUUUAAAGUGGUAGUGUGACGAUUCCUUUUUAUUGAAAUCUCUUAUUUUCAUAGUAGACAAUAUGGAUGUAGAAUGGAUCUGUUUUUGAAAUAGUAGUAGCUCAUAGUUAUUGCGUUAAAAGUAAUUGCCAUCCAAUUGUACAUUGGAGAAAAGCAUACAAAAAAAGUAUCCACAUUACACUUGUAUUUCCAAAAUGGCUGUCUCGCCACCAGACCUGUUGUGUGUCUCUCUCCUUGGCUGCCUGCAUGGCCAUGCGGCAUGUUGAAAUGGCUGUGCGGCUUCUGACUGGAAUGGCAGUUAUUUCAUGAGGUGGCAGAGGCUGCUGACCUUCUCCUCCAGCCACGUCCUCCAGGGCCAAAGGGUUCGUGUGCGUGCGUGUGUGUGUGUCAUGGAGUCGUAAAGGUGACCUAGACAGGAGUUCAGUUCAACGAGCUGGAACCAAAUCCCUGUGAAGUUUACAUGGAAAUUACUACCCUCAAUAAAAGCCAUACGGAUGUUACUCUCUCGUCUACAGCAAGUGGCAGGCUUUUACACUCACUCACACAGAUGGCAGGAGAAGAAGUGGAGAAAUAUACAUUGCAGACAGUUGAAAAUGUUAAUUUUAGGGAAAUCAGUCAGUGCUAUUCCCACGUCUGUCUUUAACACUACUCUCAAUAAUGCUUCCUUUUGUUGUACAUGCUAUGGCAAGAAGAAGUGGUUUCUCUCCCUUGUUUUUUUCUUCAUCUUAAUCGCUUGGCAGCAGUCAAGCAGAUCCCAUUAGCUUUGGAUACUGAUGCGAAGAGAGCCAAGCCUUGCCCUCAACCUAAAUGUCCAGGUGCCUACUUGGCACAGUGAACUGGAUCCUGGAUCAUGGCAUGCAGGUUAAGAGUGAAUGAGCCACUGUUUUUGAGUCAGACCUAGGUUCAAAUACUAUUCUUUCAGAUACUUUGAGCAUUUGCUCUAGCCUGCCAGGAGUGCCAGAUGGGUGGGUUUUGCAGUUUUGGGACUAUUCUCUUUGUCCAUUAAACCAUGCAAGCUCAAUAAAGCACUGAUAAAGUAUUAUACAUUAUUUCAAAUAGUAUUUAAACCCAGGUCUGGAGUGCAGUGCAGGACAGACAUUCUAGUAAAAUGUCUAAUUGGAUUAGCCUAUUGGCUCAUAGGAUUGUAAAAGGUCAAACCAAACUGAAUUGUAGUUAAGUGGGUUAGAUGGCUAGCUGUAGAUAGUAGUCAAGUAUUUUUUCUCUUGGCGAAGAAACCAAAUCAGACUGAAUUGUAGAUGGAGAGUGUUUUCUGAAAGGGUUAUUCUGUUUCCCCCCAUUGAAGUCAAGGUCAUACCAAACUAAAUUAUAGGCAGACGAUUGUAUAGCUAGCGGUAGAUAGUAAGUAGUUGGGUGUUUUUGAACAGUCUAUUCUAUUUUAUUUUAGUGUUACUUUUUACCCCUUUUUCUCCCCAAUUUCGUGAUAUCCAAUUGGUAGUUACAGUCUUGUCCCAUCGCUGCAACUCCCGUACGGAUUCGGGAGAGUCGAAGGUCGAGAGCCAUGCAUCCUACGAAACACAACCUCGCCAAGCCGCACUGCUUCUUGACACACUGCUCGCUUAACCCGGAAGCCAGCCGCACCAAUGUGUCGGAGGAAACACCGUACUGCUGGCGACCGUAGUCAGCGUGCAUGCACCCGGCCCGCCACAAGGAGUCGCUAGAGCGCGAUGGGACAAGGACAUCCCAGCCGGCCAAACCAUCCCCUAACCCGGACAACGCUGGGCCAUUUGUGCGCCGCCUCAUGGGUCUCCCGGUCGCGGCCGGCUGCGACACAGCCAGGGAUCGAACACGGAUCUGUUGUGACGCCUUAGACCACUGAGCCACUCGGGAGAUCCCUGUUCCCUUUUCUUAUUGCAGUUUGUUGAUAACAGUGACUAUGUGUGUGUGUGUGUGUGUGUGUGUGUGUGUGAUCCCUCUGAUGCCCCAUUAAAAACUCCAGGGUAGGAAAAGGCUUGGGGUUCAGUCAUUUUAACUCGAGCAGCGCUAGUGAAUCAGCUAAAACAGAGCAAGGGAGAGGGGGGGGGGGGGGGACUGAAAAUAUUCAAAAAGCUAAAAAUCUAAAAACAUGGCAAACCACAGGGCUCCAUUGAGUUUUGGAGAACAUCUGUAGUGUGGAAGGCAGCACUGGAAGCACUUGAGCAGAAUGGGGAGAGAAGGCAGGAAUGCCAUUGUGGUGCGCAGACGGCCUCCAAAACAAAUGCAGGACUAUUAUAGGAAUAACUGUAAUAGUGAACUGAAACGUUUUAAAUAGAGUGAAACAGGGAGGUAGCCUAUAACCUGAAUUUUUCUUGUUGCAAAUGUGUUUUGUUUUGCUGAACACAACCCACGUCUACUUGGCCAAGUGGUCUCUAUAUUAUGUUCUGUCUGUAGAGGGAGCCCACCCCCCAAUGUCCAUCUUCAUGCAGUCAAACUCAUCCUUUUCUUGUCCCUCUUUUUUUAAAAUGCUCUCUCUCUUUCCUUCCUUCCUUUUCUUUUCUCUGACUCAUUCCUUCUCUCCUCUGCUCACCAUUGGGUUUUUGACCUUCCUUGGCCCCAUCUGGUAGCAGCAUGGGAUGUUUGGUUUGGCAUAGCCAGACUUGUUCCAGCACAGCACUUUCGUGGAUCAGGCAGAGGGGGAGGGAGUCGGUGGUAUCCCUUGCCAGUAAUGAUGAUAAAGAAUGUUGCUCUAUUCUCAAUCACUCUGCUGGACUUGCUUCUGACCCAGAUCUGCGUCUGACCCAGGAGUUCUAUUAUCUAGUAUCUACUGUUGUUAGUGAAUGCAUCGAAAAGGAUUACCACUUAAUUUGUAUGCUUAUGUUUUAUGAACAUUCACUAUGUGAAAUAUACACACACACACACUGAGUAUACAAAACAUUAAGAACAUCUGCUCUUUCAGUACAGUUCCCUUAUUGAUGUCACUUGUUAAAUCCACUUCAAUAAGUGUAGAUGAAGAGGAGGAGACAGGUUAAAGAGGGAUUUUUAAGCCUUGAGACAAUUGAGACAUGGGUUCUGUAUGUGUGCCAUUCAGAGGGUGAAUGGGCAAGACGUGUGCCUUUUGAACGAGGUAUGGUAGUAGGUGCCACCCAAAGGACAUCCAGCCAACUGUGGGAAGCAUUGGAGUCAUCAUGGGCCAGCAUCCCUGUGGAACGCUUUUGCCCCGACGAAUUGAGACUGUUGUGAGGGCAAAGUUUGGUAUAGUAUAAACAAAAAUACAACAUUAAGAUCCUUCUCAUCGGUGCAUCAUCAGUUCAUCAGUGUUGACUUUUGUAGCCAAAAGUUAUAUUGAUUGGUGUCUGCAAAAGAAAAGCUUGGUUUGUACAGUAUCUGCAUUCAUGCUGUAGGCUAAUGUGAUUACUAAUUAUCAUGGGCAAUCGUAAUGACUUGAAUGAUUGAGUACAUGAACUCUGCUUUCUCUUAGUCGGGUCGUGUUGGGGUGGUUGUGGGUUCAGGACCCGGACACCCUCUCACUCACCCCAUCUAUUUCACUGUAAUUCUCUUCAUUUAGUCAUCAUGUGAGGCUUUUGAUAUUCUACACAGGCUGACUUCGGGGGGAACAAUGGCUUGUAUUGUACUUAUUUUGUUUGUGUGUGUGUGUCAUGAUCCUAUGGACACUCUCUUCAUGUGAAGAUCAUCAAAGGAGGUCAUAGUCAUAAUCUUAUCUACACUGGGUGCAUGACCAGGCUGUUAAACUCCACUCCACUUUCCCUCUGUCUGGUUCCCUUUCUUCUCUUAUCUGGUUAGCUAGCUUUGAGGAAAUUGGACUGCCCUGAUGGCGGGGGAAUAACCCUAGGGCAGUUAGGCUUAUCACAUUAUGACAUUGUACUGUUGUUCACUUAGUGGGGCAGUCCGUCUGCUCUCUCUUUUAGUCUGAAGAAUUAAGCAGCAGACCACUCCUGCAUCUUUCACAGUGAACCUUUAGCAUCUUUCACAGUGAACCUUUAGCAUCUUUCACAGUGAACCUUUAGCAUCUUUCACAGUGAACCUUUAGCGUCUUUUACAGUGGUCCUGUAGCACUCUUCUGUAUGCAUGAGGGGUCAGACAGUGUGAGGCUGGGCAUUUGCUGCAACAGUAAAUGUAGGUGGAUGGACAGAUGGACUUAACUGUUGUGUGAUUUGUAGCUUACCUUGGCUGGAGAGUGCAUUAAUAGGCCAUGAAAUAGACCAUAUGUCGCUCUAAGGUUGAUGUUGUGAUUUAUAGGACAGUCAGUGUAUUGCUUUGAUAUUUUCUUGUCAGUGUCUGUUAUUUUUCCUUCUGAAUCCUUAGUUUCCUAAAGGGUAUUUAUUAUUCUAGCACACCACUAUUGUGUUGUUGUUGCCUUAAAGGGAUGUGGGUCAUGGCGUGCAGUUUUAGCUGUGUGCCUCAUUAGCCCCACUCAGUCAGUCACUAAAUAGGAAUUCAAACACGGCCAGACUUUCAAAACGACAUGAAUGAGCAGUGGGCUGCCUUAAGGUUUUGUUGUAAACUUUCUGGCUCAGGUUGAACUCCAAGUGAGGUGCUAUGCGUCAUGAUGAGUUUGCUCUCUGUCUGACAUCAUGAGAGUUGAGAGAAUCUCCCUAUAUGAUAACUCAACUCAAGAGUUGGCAGGUAUAUGUUUACCAAUUUAAAAUAAAGUCAGCUAAAAUGUGUAUAUCCUUGUGCUGUUUUUUUCUAGCAAAUAACACGACCCUCACAAGAAGAAAAGUCAGACGACAAAAUCGAAGAGGAGAAAUCGGAGAAGUCAGAGAAAAAAGAGGACGAGCAGAAUAAGGAAGAGGAAGAGAAAGAUGAAAAGGAGGACUCCAGGUGAGUUUUGAAUAGCUGUGUGUGUGUGUGUGUGUGUGUGUGUGUGUGUGUGUGUGCAUAUACACUUGCGUAUACACGUGCACAUGGGUUUCCCACAGGUACUGCUGUUAGAGCCCUAGCUAGAGUCAGCCUUGGUCCUGACCCCCCUCUGACACUUUUAGGGAGAAUCUGUACCUCGCAGUAAAUUGUAGCUUUCAGUUGAGGCAACAGAACUUCUGGAGCCUUGUCGCAGGGAUCAGCAUCCCUCUUAGAUGUGUUGUAAAUCAAGCCAGAGCGAGACGGAGCCAGAGAGUGAGAGACUGAGAGAAAGCGAGAGGGAGCGAACCACUGCCGUUCUCUGGCGUGAUGGCCAGGCUGACCAUAACACCCACUGACUGAAUGCUGUAGUUUAAAAAACCCAGGCAGAAUGGUAUUUGAAAUGCUCCCUCAAGGACUAAAUGGAAAUCAGACCUUGUCUACUGACUCUGCUCUUCAGGGAAGGAAGGUACUCCUCCCUCUCAGACCUGGCCUAUGUUUACUUCUUUCUUACAAACACUCUCUGGCUCUUUCUCAAUUCAUCUUUCCUUGAUUACUCGUGUCCCUCUCUCCCUUGGACGUUCUCCUCCAAUGAAUUUUGAGAUGGAGAAAGGAUGUGAGGAAUCAAGGAAUUGCGAAUUGAGAAAGAGCUGACUCUGAGAGGGGAGGAGAGGAGAGCGUGGCGGCCAUCUUGGCCCCAUAACUCUAAGCCAGUAGCCAGAUGACUUCCUGCCUGUUUACCCAUCUGGAUCCGUGGGCAGCAGUUAGUCAUGACUCAUGUGUCCUAACCAACCAUCAAAUGAGAAACGCAAGUGCCUGUAAAACAAACCUGCUAAUGAAAAUUGACUUUUAAAUCCAGUUGAUGGGACUCUGCAAAUGGCUUUUUCCUAAGCAUUCAUCUGUGCAAAACAAUAGGCUUGUACAGUUUAUGAAAAUGUUCAUUGGGUAGGAGUUAAAUAGAAUAUAAAACAAAUGAAUGUCAAAAUGUACCAAAAAAUUUAUAACAGUACUGUCAUUCAUGCUUUUAAACUGCAGAAUCCCCUUGACCCACAAUGUUAAUGAUGUGUUAUUGAUGCUAUGCUACCAGCCAUGCUAUGUUGAGGUUAAACCUUUUGCCCCCAUCUCCCCCAUUCAGGGACAUCGGCAAAGACAAAGACAAGUGUGACGGUGGGGAGGACGAGGACGGAAAGGAGCAGAACACGCCGCGCGGCAGAAAGACCGCCAACAGCCAGGGCCGGCGCAAGGGAAGGAUCACCACGCGCUCCAUGGCCAACGAGGCUGCCUCCGUGGCGGCCGAGGAACCACUGCCGCCGGCCUCCGCCCCUGAGCCUGCCCUGCCUCCAGAGCCUCCUCAGCCCCCCAAACCUGAGCCUACUACACAGAAGGCAGUGAGAGAGCCCACCAAAUCUGCACCAGGUGGACCCCCCAUGGACCAUAACAAAGGAGGUAAGCACCUCAGCCAUUCAACACUGUUUUAUUUUUAUUUUUAUCCCCUCUAAUUAUAUAUACAGUUGAAGUCGGAAGUUUACAUACAUUUAGGUUUGAGUCAUUAAAACUCGUUUUUCAACCACUCCACAAAUUUCUUGUUAACAAACUAGUUUUGGCAAGUAGGGCGGCAGGUAGCUUAGUGGGUAAGAGCGUUGUGCCAGUAACCGAAAGGUCGCUGGUUCUAAUCCCCGAGCCGACUAGGUGAAAAAUCUGUCAAUGUGCCCUUAAGCAAGGCACUUAACCCUAAUUGCUCCUGUAAGUCGCUCUGGAUAAGAGCGUCUGCUAAAUGACUAAAAUGUCAAUGUAAAAUGUAAGUCGGUUAGGACAUCUACUUUGUGCAUGUCACAAGUAAUUUUUCCAACAAUGGUUUACAGACAGAUUAUUUCACUUAUAAUACACUGUAUCACAAUUCCAGUGGGUCAGAAGUUUACAUACACUAAGUUGACUGUGCCUUUAAACAGCUUGGAAAAUUCCAGAAAAUGAUAUCAUGGCUUUAGAAGCUUCUGAUAGGCUAAUUGACAUCAUUUGAGUCAUUUGGAGGUGUACCUGUGGAUGUAUUUCCAGGCCUACCUUCAAACUCAGUGCCUCUUUGCUUGACAUCAUGGGAACAUUAAAAGAAGAAGAAAAAAAACCUCCACAAGUCUGGUUCAUCCUUGGGAGCAAUUUCCAAACGCCUGAAGGUACCAUGUUCAUCUGUACAAACAAUAGUACGCAAGUAUAAACACCAUUGGACCACGAAGCCGUCAUAGCGCUCAGGAAGGAGACGCGUUCUGUCUCCUAGAGAUGAACGUACUUUGGUGCGAAAUGUGCAAAUCAAUCCCAGAACAACAGCAAAGGACCUUGUGAAGAUGCUGGAGGAAACAGGUACAAAAGUAUCUACAGUGAGGGAAAAAAGUAUUUGAUCCCCUGCUGAUUUUGUACGUUUGCCCACUGACAAAGAAAUGAUCAGUCUAUAAUUUUAAUGGUAGGUUUAUUUGAACAGUGAGAGACAGAAAAACAACAAAAAAAUCCAGAAAAACGCAUGUCAAAAAUGUUAUAAAUUGAUUUGCAUUUUAAUGAGGGAAAUAAGUAUUUGACCCCUCUGCAAAACAUGACUUAAUACUUGGUGGCAAAACACUUGUUGGCAAUCACAGAGGUCAGAUGUUUCUUGUAGUUGGCCACCAGGUUUGCACACAUCUCAGGAGGGAUUUUGUCCCACUCCUCUUUGCAGAUCUUCUCCAAGUCAUUAAGGUUUUGAGGCUGAUGUUUGGCAACUCGAACCUUCAGCUCCCUCCACAGAUUUUCUAUGGGAUUAAGGUCUGGAGACUGGCUAGGCCACUCCAGGACCUUAAUGUGCUUCUUCUUGAGCCACUCCUUUGUUGCCUUGGCCGUGUGUUUUGGGUCAUUGUCAUGCUGGAAUACCCAUCCACGACCCAUUUUCAAUGCCCUGGCUGAGGGAAGGAGGUUCUCACCCAAGAUUUGACGGUACAUGGCCCCGUCCAUCGUCCCUUUGAUGCGGUGAAGUUGUCCUGUCUCCUUAGCAGAAAAACACCCCCAAAGCAUAAUGUUUCCACCUCCAUGUUUGACGGUGGGGAUGGUGUUCUUGGGGUCAUAGGCCGCAUUCCUCCUCCUCCAAACACAGCGAGUUGAGUUGAUGCCAAAGAGCUCCAUUUUGGUCUCAUCUGACCACAACACUUUCACCCAGUUCUCCUCUGAAUCAUUCAGAUGUUCAUUGGCAAACUUCAGACGGGCAUGUAUAUGUGCUUUCUUGAGCAGGGGACCUUGCGGGCACUGCAAGAUUUCAGUCCUUCACGGCAUAGUGUGUUACCAAUUGUUUUCUUGGUGACUAUGGUCCCAGCUGCCUUGAGAUCAUUGACAAGAUCCUCCCGUGUAGUUCUGGGCUGAUUCCUCACCGUUCUCAUGAUCAUUGCAACUCCAUGAGGUGAGAUCUUGCAUGGAGCCCCAGGUCGAGGGAGAUUGACAGUUCUUUUGUGUUUCUUCCAUUUGCGAAUAAUCGCACCAACUGUUGUCACCUUCUCACCAACCUGCUUGGCGAUGGUCUUGUAGCCCAUUCCAGCCUUGUGUAGGUCUACAAUCUUGUCCCUGACAUCCUUGGAGAGCUCUUUGGUCUUGGCCAUGGUGGAGAGUUUGGAAUCUGAUUGAUUGAUUGCUUCUGUGGACAGGUGUCUUUUAUACAGGUAACAAACUGAGAUUAGGAGCACUCCCUUUAAGAGUGUGCUCCUAAUCUCAACUCGUUACCUGUAUAAAAGACACCUGGGAGCCAGAAAUCUUUCUGAUUGAGAGGGGGUCAAAUACUUAUUUCCCUCAUUAAAAUGCAAAUCAAUUUAUAACAUUUUUAACAUGCGUUUUUCUGGAUUUUUGUUUUGUUUUUCUGUCUCUCACUGUUCAAAUAAACCUACCAUUAAAAUUAUAGACUGAUAAUUUUUUUGUCAGUGGGCAAACGUACAAAAUCAGCAGGGGAUCAAAUACUUUUUUUCCCUCACUGCAUAUCCACAGUAAAACGAGUCCUAUAUCGAUAUAACCUGAAAGGCCGCUCAGCAAGGAAGAAGCCACUGCUCCAAAACCGCCAUAAAAAAGCCAGACUACGGUUUGCAACUGCACAUGGGGACAAAGAUCGUACUUUUUGGAGAUAUGUCCUCUGGUCUGAUGAAACAAAAAUGGAACUGUUUGGCCAUAAUGACCAUCGUUAUGUUUGGAGGAAAAAGGAGGUAGCUUGCAAGCCGAAGAACACCAUCCCAACCGUGAAGCACGGGGGUGGCAGCAUCAUGCUGUGGGGGUGCUUUGCUGCAGGAGGGACUGAUGCACUUCACAAAAUAGAAGGCAUCAUGAGGAAGGAAAAUGAUGUGGAUAUAUUGAAGCAACAUCUCAAGACAUCAGUCAGGAAGUUAAAGCUUGGUCGCAAAUGGGUCUUCCAAAUGGACAAUGACCCCAAGCAUACUUCCAAAGUUGUGGAAAAAUGGCUUAAGGACAACAAAGUCAAGGUACUGGAGUGGCCGUCAUAAAGCCCUGACCACAAUCCUAUAGAACAUUUGUGGGCAGAACUGAAAAAGCGUGUACGAACAAGGAGGCCUACAAACCUGACUCAGUUACACAAGCUCUGUCAGGAGGAAUGGGCCAACAUUCACCCAACUUAUUGUGGAAAGCUUGUGGAAGGCUACCUUAAAUGUUUGACCCAAGUUAAACAAUUUAAAGGCAAUGCUACCAAAUACUAAUUGAGUGAAUUUAUGACUCACUGGGAAUGUGAUGAAAGAAAUAAAAGCUUAAAUAAAUAAUUAUCUCUACUAUUAUUCUGACAUUUCACAUUCUUAAAAUAAAAUGGUGAUCCUAACUGACCUAAAACAGGGAAUUUUUACUAGGAUUAAAUGUCAGGAAUUGUGAAAAACUGAGUUUAAAUGUAUUUGACUAAGGUGUAUGUAAACUUCCGACUUCAACUGUAUUUUUUUUUACAAAGGUGCAUCUCAAACAGAUAAAGGAGGAAGAGAGUUUUACACUUACUAGGGUGGUUUACUAGUUUUGUGGUUAUGUGGUAUUUGCGGCAAUGGGACUGAGUAGAUAAUACAAUUCUACUCGAGGUAUUGAACCUUGGCUAUGGAGGUUUGAACGAGUGUGUGUGGCGCAGGGGUCUCCAACAGGUCGAUCGCCAGUUACCAGUAGCUCGCAGGCCACCUAUGAGUAACUCGCCAAACAAUUCUGAAAUACAUUCAAUUUUCACAUGUUCCACUGCAAACUGUCAUAAACAAAUCUCACAAGUAUCUAGGGGGGGCGCGAGGGGUCAGCAGGGGGGGCACACAGGGUAGAAUGCACAAGGUGCCAUUUCGAAAUUGGGUAGUGCAUCAACAGUUCCUCUUGUCAUGUUAGUCAUUGCAUACCUUAGAGAGCUAUUUAUGACUGUCAGAAAUGUCCAGAACAACUAGCCCAUGUCAGCUAACGUUUUUUUAUUUAGGUUUUUUAGCCCAUAGAUAUUGUAAUUUGUGUCACUCAAAUAUCACAUGAAUACACAUUAGGCAUACCAAAAUGUAUAAAAUUCCAAGAAAAUGUGCUUUAAACUUCAAAACAAUAUUUGCACCCCAUGACAAGCUGUGUAGAAUUGCAGGAAAUAAGCUUUAAACCUGCUAAAUUCUCUCCACCAACAAGAGGGGUGUGAACAGUUUGUGUAAUGAACAGUGCUUUUUCCCAUAAAAAUAGAUGUGGCGCACACGCGCAGGGGGGGCCCAGGGAUGUUCCCCAAUGCUGCAAGGGGUCCCCGAGUGGAAAAAGUUUGGGAACCCCUGAUCUAAUCAACGCAACAUUGACAUUAUCCCACCCCUGUUUAGCCACUAUUGGCUUAAAAAGCCAAACCUAACACAAUAUCUGCUAAUUAAUUUCAAGCAAGAUUGCCCCAUUCUGUCUGGCGCGGUUAUCUAUCACUCCAUGUAUAGCCAGUUGAUGUGAUAACCGUCUUGUGGGUGGACAGAAAUGUUUUCCCCAAAACGUUCUCAAUUAAAUGUUAACUGAAAAGUAGGCUUACCUGGCAGAAAUAUACAGUGGGGGAAAAAAAGUAUUUAGUCAGCCACCAAUUGUGCAAGUUCUCCCACUUAAAAAGAUGAGAGAGGCCUGUAAUUUUUUAUCAUAGGUACACGACAACUAUGACAGACAAAAUGUGGAAAAAAAAUCUAGAAAAUCACAUUGUAGGAUUUUUAAUGAAUUUAUUUGAAAAUGAUGGUGGAAAAUAAGUAUUUGGUCAAUAACAAAAGUUUCUCAAUACUUUGUUAUAUACCCUUUGUUGGCAAUGACACAGGUCAAACGUUUUCUGUAAGUCUUCACAAGGUUUUCACACACUGUUGCUGGUAUUUUGGCCCAUUCCUCCAUGCAGAUCUCCUCUAGAGCAGUGAUGUUUUGGGGCUGUCGCUGGGCAACACAGACUUUCAACUCCCUCCAAAGAUUUUCUACGGGAUUGAGAUCUGGAGACUGGCUAGGCCACUCCAGGACCUUGAAAUGCUUCUUACGAAGCCACUCCUUCGUUGCCCGGGCGGUGUGUUUGGGAUCAUUGUCAUGCUGAAAGACCCAGCCACGUUUCAUCUUCAAUGCCCUUGCUGAUGGAAGGAGGUUUUCACUCAAAAUCUCACGAUACAUGGCCCCAUUCAUUCUUUCCUUUACACGGAUCAGUCGUCCUGGUCCCUUUGCAGAAAAACAGCCCCAAAGCAUGAUGUUUUCCCCCCCAUGCUUCACAGUAGGUAUGGUGUUCUUUGGAUACAACUCAGCAUUCUUUGUCCUCCAAACACGACGAGUUGAGUUUUUACCAAAAAGUUCUAUUUUGGUUUCAUCUGACCAUAUGACAUUCUCCCAAUCCUCUUCUGGAUCAUCCAAAUGCACUCUAGCAAACUUCAGACGGGCCUGGACAUGUACUGGCUUAAGCAGGGGGACACGUCUGGCACUGCAGGAUUUGAGUCCCUGGCGGCGUAGUGUGUUACUGAUGGUAGGCUUUGUUACUUUGGUCCCAGCUCUCUGCAGGUCAUUCACUAGGUCCCCCCGUGUGGUUCUGGGAUUUUUACUCACCGUUCUUGUGAUCAUUUUGACCCCACGGGGUGAGAUCUGUAGCUCAGCUGGUAGAGCACGGCGCUUGUAACGCCAAGGUAGUGGGUUCAAUCCCCGGGACCACCCAUGCACAAAAAAUUAAUAAUGUAUGCACGCAUGACUGUAAGUCGCUUUGGAUAAAAGCGUCUGCUAAAUGGCAUAUUAUUAUUAUUAUUAUUAUUAGAUCUUGCGUGGAGCCCCAGAUCGAGGGAGAUUAUCAGUGGUCUUGUAUGUCUUCCAUUUCCUAAUAAUUGCUCCCACAGUUGAUUUCUUCAAACCAAGCUGCUUACCUAUUGCAGAUUCAGUCUUCCCAGCCUGGUGCAGGUCUACAAUUUUGUUUCUGGUGUCCUUUGACAGCUCUUUGGUCUUGGCCAUAGUGGAGUUUGGAGUGUGACUGUUUGAGGUUGUGGACAGGUGUCUUUUAUACUGAUAACAAGUUCAAACAGGUGCCAUUAAUACAGGUAACGAGUGGAGGACAGAGGAGCCUCUUAAAGAAGAAGUUACAGGUCUGUGAGAGCCAGAAAUCUUGCUUGUUUGUAGGUGACCAAAUACUUAUUUUCCACCAUAAUUUGCAAAUAAAUUCAUUAAAAAUCCUACAAUGUGAUUUUCUGGAUUUUCUUUUCUCAAUUUGUCUGUCAUAGUUGACGUGUACCUAUGAUGAAAAUUACAGGCCUCUCAUCUUUUUAAGUGGGAGAACUUGCACAAUUGGUGGCUGACUAAAUACUUUUUUUCCCCACUGUAUCAUGAGGAAGUAUAUAAUUUGUAUCUAUUAUUUGUUAUUUGCAAACUUUGCCAUGAAUUGAGCAGCAGCAGUACAGAACCAUCGCUAGACAGGCACAUUAGACGCCACAUUCCUCACUCACUAGAUGCACAAUUAAAGGGUCAGAUGCGUAAUUAAAGGGGAAUUGCAAUCAAUUAUACAUUUCUUAAUUUCCUUUCAGCCCUAAAAAGAAUUGUCUUCUGAUGUGAUUUAAUCAUUGACAUGGACUCAGAACAUCCAAUUUAAUUGUUUCUCUAUGAACAAUUGUAGUUUUGAUAGUGAAAAACUAAAAUCUUAUACCAUGAAAAAUUAAACUGAGUACAUAAUUAGGGAAAAUAUUACAUCUAAUUUUUGAAAGAAUCUAAGAUUGUAUAGGGCCCCCUUUUAGAGUUGAAGGGGUAGAAGAGAAGAGAAACAUUUUCCUAUUUGAAAGCUAGAAAAAAAAUUGUUUUUUCAAAGUAGCUCUCAUGCUAGAAAAGGUUGGAGACCCCUGGUGUGGAGUGGGAUGUGUGAACUGUGGCUUCAUGGUUAUGUUAUGUGAGAGACCAACUGGUGUGUGUUUUUCCUGGAAAGGUCCUGAAAUAUAAUAGCAUAGUGAGGAUGUCAUUAUAGGUCCCAGCUGUAGAAAAGGACGGCACUACAUGAGUGCCUAACAAGUCCCAAAGGUUAGGUAUGUAGCCGGCUGGUAUCCUAGCAGUUAAGAGCAUUGAGCCAUUAACCUAAAGGUCGCUGGUUCGAAUCCCCAAGCCGACUAAAUCUUUGAGCAAGGCACAUAACCCUAAUCACGCUGGAUAAGAGCGUCUGCUAAAUCAGUGGGUCCCAAACUGUGGGGCGCGUGAGGGGUCGGCCGGGGGGGGACUCGGCAUUUACUUUAAUUUUUUUUAAGGAACUCAGUCCGGCUUUCAACUUACUCUUGAAAGUUGUAAUAGUAGAAUGCACAAGGUACAAUUUAGAAAUUUGGUAGUGCAUCAUAAAUUUUCCUCUUGUCAUGUCAGUCAUUGCAUACCUUAGAGAGCUAUUUAUAACUUGUAAGAAAUGUCCAGAUCAACUAGCCCAUGUCAGCUAAUGUUUUUUUGUUAGUUUUUUUUGCUCAUAGGGUUAGUUGUGAUGUUUGAGUCACUCUAAUAUCACAUGAAUACACAUUAGACAUGGCAAAAUGUAUAGAAUUGCAAGAAAUUCUAACUGUGAACAGUUAGUGUCAUGAACAGUCCUUGUGCCCAUAGAAAUAGACGUGGGGGUGGGGGGCGCGCAGGAUCUUCCCUAAUGCUGGAAGCCGGGCCUGAGUGAAAAGGUUUGGGAACUCCUGUGCUAAAUGACUAAAAUGUAAAUGUCAUGCCGCUGAGCUGAAGCACCUCUAGCGUCAAGAAAAAACCCACCAUAUACCAUAAACACCCCCAUUUACCUUUACACACAUACGUGAUAGGAUAUGCACUUGCUUGCUUGGCAGUGGCCAGUUAAAACCUGGGGUCUGUUCAGAUAUACAUUUUAUUGUUUAUAACUACUAAGAUGGUCUGGUUGAAUAAGGAUUCAGCUCUGUUCAUUACAUUUAUAUCUGAAAUUUCACCUCAUUGAAUACAUCCCUGGUUCACCAGGUUCAGGUUGUUGUUAUUGUUGUUUUUGCUCCUCAACACAAUGCGAUAACUGGGACCUCGAUCUCUCGCUUGUGUAACCCAGCCAGGGGCUCAGUCUGAGUUAAGCCUAUACCCUAGUCAUCAUCACCAUGGCAAUAUAGUGUGGUGUCUAGGGUGGACCCAUUGACAUGGCUCCUCUCAGCUGUACCUCAGCCUAGUCCUUGUGCUGCUCUGAAAGCUUCUUUUGAUGUUUGUGUGCUGAGUGUCAGUCUGUUGUAGCCUCCCACUCUGUAUUUAUAAAUCUAUGUCUGCGUCUGAAAUGGCACCCUUAUUCUGUAUAGUGCACUACUAUUGACCAGAGCCCUAUGGGCCCCUAUUCCCUAUGUAGUGUUCUACUAUUGACCAGAGCCCUAUGGGCCCCUAUUCCCUAUGUAGUGUUCUACUAUUGACCAGAGCCCUAUGGGCCCCUAUUCCCUAUGUAGUGUUCUACUAUUGACCAGAGCCCUAUGGGCCCCUAUUCCCUAUGUAGUGUUCUACUAUUGACCAGAGCCCUAUGGGCCCCUAUUCCCUAUGUAGUGUUCUACUAUUGACCAGAGCCCUAUGGGCCAGGUCAAAAGCAGACCAUGAUAUAGGGAAUAGGGGGCCAUUUCGGUCUCGCCAUAUCUCUUCAAAGAGUCGGGCAAGAUUAAUGACCUGACCACCUCCCUGGAUCUUAACAGGCAUGAUGGGGGAAUGGGGGAAUGCCGGUGGGAUUAGGCGAACAUGUGAGUUGAGUGUGUCAUGGGACGGAAGCAGCGAUUCAACUAAUAUUCGUUGAGUAGAUUUAACAGACUAUAUAUGGCCCUAGACCAUUCGCUAGCAGCCGUCUAAACAUGGAUCUCCUCAAGAAAAAAAACUCCUAUAAAUGUCAGGGGUUCAUACUGCAGCUAAAGUGCCUGUUGAAAGUAUUCACACCCCUUGACUUUUUCAAAAUUUUGUUGUUACAAAGUGUGAUUAAAAUGGAUUUAAUUGUCUUUUUUUUGGUCAACGAUCUACACAAAAUACUCUGUCAAAGUGGAAGAGAAAUUCUAACAUUUGUAAAACAUUUAUGAAAAAUAAAACACUAAUAUAUCUUGAUGAGAUAUGUAUUCAACCCCCUGAGUCAAUACAUGUUAGAAUCACCUUUGGUAGCAGCGAUUACAGCUAUGAGUCUGUCUGGGUAAGUCUCUAAGAGCUUUCCACACCUGGAUUGUGCAACAUUUGCCCAUUAUUCUUUUCAAAAUUAUUUUCAAUUGGUUGUUGAUCAUUGCUAGACAACCAUUUUCAGGUUUUGCCAUAGAUUCUCUAGUAGAUUUAAGUCAAAGGAGGAUUACUUUAUCCUAUCCCAGGUAUUCCUUAAAGAGGUGGGGUUUCAAAUGUCUCCGGAAGGUGGUGAGUGACUCCGCUGUCCUGGCGUCGUGAGGGAGCUUGUUCCACCAUUGGGGUGCCAGAGCAGCGAACAGUUUCCUUCCUCUUCGGCAACUGAGUUAGGAAGGACGCCUGUAUCUUUGUAGUGACUGGGUGUAUUGAUACACCAUCCAAAGUGUAAUUAAUAAUUUCACCAUGCUCAAAGGGGUAGUCAAUGUCUGCUUUUAAAAUUUUUACCCAUCUACCAAUAGGUGCCCUUCUUUGCGAGGCAUUGAAAAACCUCCCUGGUCUUUGUGGUUGAAUCUGUGUUUGAAAUUCACUGCUCGACUGAGGGACCUUACAGAUAAUUGUAUGUGUGGGGUACAGUAGUCAUUCAAAAAUCAUGUUAAACCCUAUUAUUGCACACGGAGUGAGUCCAUGCAAUUUAUGUGACAUGUUAAGCAAAUGUUUACUCUUGAACUUAUUUAGGCUUGCCAUGACAAAGGGGAUGAAUACUUAUUGACUCAAGACAUUUCAGCUUUUCAUUUUGUAUUAAUAUGUAAAAAUGUGUAAAAACAUAAUUCCACUUUGACAUUAUGGGGUAUUGUCUGUAGGCCAGUGACAGAAAAUCUCAAUUUAAUCCAUUUUAAAUUCAGGCUGUAACACAACAAACACAACAAUGUGGGAAAAGUUUACACAAUGUCUAUGGGUCACAUGGAGUAGUGGGCCAGGGUUCACUCUCUCUCUCAGCCCCAGCCUCCAUCAGCCCAUCCUUCCAUAUUGAGUGUGUUGUCCUGUUCUGUGAAUUUGGCUGUGGGUGAAGGGGAGGUAGGGGUCAGUGUGGACAGGCUGAUACUGAGAGAGGCGUGUGUUUGUGGUUAAUAGUUAUGUGGCAGUGUAGCAGUGAGAGGAGUGGUUACUUAGUCAGUCUGGCUGUCUCUGUUGUCGGGAUAUUCUCUCCGUCUAUCUGUCUGUUUGUCUCUGUCCAAGGCCGUUUCCCAAGGAGGUGGAGGGUGGGAGGUGCGUCUCUCUACUUCUCCACUGUCUGGAGCCAGAUCAGCUGACACUGGGCCCUCCCCUUGCAAGGGAAAGAGGGAGGAACAGGAGGAGGAGGUCGUUCUAGUUGUGAGGGAGAUGGCGAGAGAACACGAGAGAAAGGGAGAGGGAAAGAGAGAGAGAGUGCGAGGUGCAGGCCUCGGCAUCGAGCCUCUGAAUGUAAACUGAUUAUUUUAUUAGCAGCCGUGAGAAGGAGACUGCUGAGAAGUGGACCGAGCUACACUGUACUAUCUCUGUGGGCUAAUAUGGAGCUUUCUGUUUUCUCUCUGUGACUUUAGCAUUAGGAACUGCUGCCACCGCGAACACUGAAACCGGUGAGACUUCUCGCUGGACCGAGGAGGAGAUGGAGGUGGCCAAAAAAGGUAGAGUUUUGUUUUUAUUUCUCCAUUUAUCGUUUCUCUCCCUCCCUCACUCUCUCUCACCCCCACCUUCAACCCUCUCUCUCUCUCUAGUUUGAUCUCUCUCCUCAUAAUUUGCUCCCACACAAGCUCUCACUCUCAGACACUCCCCUGGCUGGAGGAGGCUUUAAGGGGGAAGCAGGACGUAGUGGUUUGUGCGAGGAUAUUCUUUCUGGUAUCUAACUGCAGUUGCUCUGCUCUGUAACAGAGCGUGACAGUUUGGGCUUCCUCUAAAGAUCAUAUCUAUUAUUCACAAAAACACAGUCAGGCCUCUGGAUCAGGACUUAUUUUGAAGUUGCUCUACAUUGAAACCUUUUUUUAUCUAAAACAACUCCUUUUGAGAUUGAGCGUUUCAUUUCAUGCAGUUACUGAAUAUGGACGCAGCACAGCAUUUCAGCUUUCGCCAGUUGCGUCACACACUCCGUCCAAUAGUGAUUGACCCAUGACCCCAACCCCCAUCGGCCCAUAGCUACCUCCCAGCCAGGCCAGUACUCUAGCUUUGUCAGUGUAGACUAUGGUGGAGAGAAAGAGGGAGAGAGAGACUUAAGCCUUCCGCAUGCUUUGGUUUGGCUGGUGAUGAACACGCCUAGCUGAACACAGCUAGGCGUACCGAACGAGUGUGCUCACAUACUCCCUUAACCCCCUAUAGUCGAUUUCCGUGGUCCCUAAGACAUCUAAUUAGCAUAAUAAAACCGUCAAUUUAAGCUAAAGAUAUCAGUUGCAUUGGAUGCAUCUCAAUCCACUGCAUCCGCCGAUGUCGCACUUCCGCAUCUGCGGUUAAAGGUGUCAGAGCUAGAACAGUGUUUGUCAGACCAUGAGACAUCCCGAAAAUCCGUCUUCUCUCUAAAUUGUCUGUAGCGUCCGAACAGUUUGGCCUACAAACUAUGGAUAGAUGAGAGACUCAUUCUCACGAUGGUGUUCUCCAUUUUGCUCUACGACCCCCACAAGCGUCUUGGGACUCUUCUGAAGGGUACAGCUAAUCUGCCAACUUCUGUCUGUAGUGUCUGAACAGUUUGGGCUACACACUAAUAUGACCCACCUCUGGAAAGAUGAAAGCACGCCCACAAGCCUCACAAGACUAGUCUGAAGGUCACCCGGUACCAGUUUAAAAAAAUUAAUGGAAGUACAGUACCAGUCAAAAGUUUGGACACACCUACUCAUUCAAGGAUUUUUCUUUAUUUUUUACUAUUUUCGACAUUGUAGAAUAAUAGUGAAGACAUCAAAACUAUGAAAUAACACAUAUGGAAUCAAGUAGUAACCAAAAAAGUGAUUAGAUUUUAGAUUAUUUAAAGUAGCCACCCUUUGCACACUCUUGGCAUUCUCUCAACCAGCUUCAUCUGGAAUGCUUUUCCAACAGUCUUGAAGGAGUUCCCACAUAUGCUGAGCACUUGUUGGCUGCUUUUCCUUCACUCUGCGGUCCAACUCAUCCCAAACCAUCUCAAUUGGGUUGAGGUCGGGGGAUUGUGGAGGCCAGGUCAUCUGAUGCAGCACUCCAUCACUCUCCUUCUUGGUCAAAUAGCCCUUACACAGCCUGGAGGUGUGUUGGGUCAUUGUCCUGUUGAAAAACAAAUGAUAGUCCCACUAAGCCCAAACCAGAUGGGAUGGCGUAUCGCUGCAGAAUGCUGUGGUAGCCAUGUUGGUUAAGUGUGCCUUGAAUUCUAAAUAAAUCACAGACAGUGUCACCAGCAAAGCACCAUCACACCUCCUCCUCCAUGCUUCACGGUGGGAACCACACAUGCAGAGAUAACCCGUUCACCUACUCUGCGUCUCACAAAGACACGGCGGUUGGAACCACAAAUCUCAAAUUUGGACUCAUCAGACCAAAGGACAGCUUUCCAGUGGUCUAAUGUCCAUUACUCGUGUUUCUUGGCCCAAGCAAGUCUCUUCUUCUUAUUGGUGUCCUUUAGUAGUGGUUUCUUUGCAGAAAUUCGACCAUGAAGGGCUGAUUCACUCAGUCUGCUCUGAACAGUGGAGUGUAUGGGUGGUCCUCUGUAGCUCAAUUGGUAGAGCAUGGCGCUUGUAACGCCAGGGUAGUGGGUUCAAUCCCCAGGACCACCCAUACGUAAAAAUGUAUGCACACAUGACUGUAAGUCGCUUUUGAUAAAAGCGUCUGCUAAAUGGCAUAUAUUAAAUAUAUAUUAAAAUAAAUAUAUUAUAUAUAUAUAUAUUAAACAGUUGAUGUUGAGAUGUGUCUGUUACUUGAACUCUGUGACGCAUUUAUUUGGGCUGCAAUUUCUAAGGCUGGUAACUCUAAUGAACUUAUCCUCUGCAGCAGAGGUAACUCUGGGUCUUCCUUUCCUGUGGCGGUCCUCAUGAGAGCCAGUUUCAUCAUAGCGCAUGAUGGUCUUUGCGACUGCACUUGAAGAAACUUUAAAAGUUCUUGACAUUUUCCGGAAUGACUGACCUUCAUGUCUUAAAGUAAUGAUGGACUGUCGUUUCUCUUUGCUUAUUUGAGCUGUUCUUGCCAUAAUAUGGACUUGGUCUUUUACCAAAUAGGGCUAUCUUCUGUAUAUCACACCUACCUUGUCACAACACAACUGAUUGUCUCAAACAUAUUAAGAAGGUCAAGUCCACAGGGUAUAGGACCGAGGGAAGCUCUUAAAAGCUGACAUAUUUGAAAGGAGCACUUUUAUUCAUUGGGCUGCCUGACGUCGAGAGAUGGAGACAUGGUGUACAUGAAGUCUUUAGAUGCUGGCACAGUGUUCUGCUUUGUUUUACUUCAGCUUUGUUUAUGUUGAGUUUACUGCUGGAUGGGUCAGAGAGGGGCCUUCCCCCUCUUAUUCUUAUCUUUUUUUCUUAGAUGUUUUUUCCCCCCCAUUUUCUUGUAAGCUGUUACAGGGCUUGGACAUGUGAGGAGGGGGGGUGGAUGAUUUGUCUUGGUGUGUGGUAGUGCUGUAGUGGUGGUAGGCCACAUGAUGAGUACUAGGGAUCAAUCCAACUGCAACAAGUAAUAUUUGUGAACAACACAACUUAAGUCAUAGAAUAUGGGAAAAAAUGAAAGCCUUUUAAGGAAAGAUACUUGCUAUGAUGACUACUGUAAAACUAAGUAAGGGAUGUGAAGAGAUGUGUGUUUUAGGGUGGAUGGAUGAUGCGCAUGUAGUAUAGGUAUAUCAUACAGUACAUUUUCUUGCGAGGAACUAAAUGGGGCAACAGGAAUCCCAAUGAGUUAGUGUAGUUCAUGUUUAUUCCUGAGGAGACUGUGAGGAACUAUUACUAAAUAUCAUACCAAUCAUGAGACUGUUUUACAGUCAAAGAGCCUGAAGGACUCCUCACCCGAUACUUCGACGUGGAAGUCUCUAUACAAGUGACUCCAAACGUGACAAUAAAUGUCCUGUCAAGAGUGUCCUCUGUCUCCUCAUUCAUUUAGAUGGUGUUGUAAUUAGUCUUUGUCCUCUACUGGGCUCCAGUCUGAGGUGAUUUGUCAAAGUGCCAGUGUCCUUUAGCUCAACAGUGCAGUGGCGGAAGGGGGAGGGAGGAGAGACACCCGAAUGUCAAAGGCAAUCCACUGUCGGUCUUCCAGUCCAAUACACCUCUCUGAAAGCGCGGUCUGUCUGUCUUAAACAGUUUAUUAAGACUUCAUCAAAGCUGAUUGUUUGAUUAGAUUAGUGCUGGUCAAGGUGGGGCAGACUGGCAGGCCAUGGCAGCAAGGAUCAUUGGGACUGUGCAACUGGGCGUGUGAACAAGAGAGAUCAGUAGUUUAGGGUUUUACCAGGUGAGGUGGUGUCACUCAGUAGUAGGUUAAUGUUCAAUGAAUAAGCUAAAUCUGGGUCCGUUUUAGGUUCAGAUCCCAACCCAGUCUCUCUUCUCUCCUCUGCCAGGCCUUGUGGAGCACGGGCGUAACUGGUCAGCCAUUGCCAAGAUGGUGGGCACUAAGAGCGAGGCUCAGUGCAAGAACUUCUACUUCAACUACAAGAGACGGCACAACCUGGACAACCUGCUCCAGCAACACAAGCAGGUACAGCAAUACUCAACACAAUUCAUUAUCAGGGUUGUGUUCAUAAGGGCACACAACGGAAAACAUUUUAAAACAAUUUGCAAUGGCAAGCAAAAAUAAGUCCAGGGAGUUUAGUGCCUAAAGAAUACACCCGUGUUCAGGUACAAUAUGAAGUGGUUUGGUUUCUGUAAUCUCUAUAUCAGAACAUGCAUGUCUGUCACUAUCUUUCAUCUUUAAAUGUUAAACUAUCUUUAAUGUAUUUUCUGUAUUACAAACGAACGGGGAAGUUGAUGUAGUCUGUUCUAUAACGAUUUGUGUUUCUUCAGGACACCCGGCGGGCACGGGGUGAUCGGGACCCGUCUCAGAGCGAGAGCAUGGCCUCAGCUGACGACGACGAAAACCCAGAGGAUAGUGACGGUCAGUCAGAGAGAUGACACACACACUGACACACACACACCAGAGUCACACACCAUCCCUCUGUUUAUCCACAACAUGUGAAUCCUCACAUUCAGACACACGUACACUGUCUUCACAGCACAAAUACACACACAAGCAUAGUUAAAAAUUAGUUUGAUUGGUUUGAUUUAAAUUUGAUCUGAGGGAAUGUACAAUGCAGUAGUGAGUGUGUGAAUGAGAGAAAGAGCAAGGGAAAAAGAGACUGGAAGUUAGAGAAACGUCUCUCUCUGGAAGAGUGUUGAGAUCUGUAAGAGUGAGUCCACUUCAGAAAGAGCCUCUUGAACUUUGUCUUGUGAGAAUGAGAUUAGAAUUAAUGGCAAUGGAGACCCAGUAUUUUCUCAUUACUGUCUGUAGUUUUAAUGAGAGAGAAAAAGGGAUCAAAAGGAGGAGGAGGGAGAAAAGUGAGACAUAAAAGAUGUGAACUAAUUCUGACUGCUGGGCCUGGGUUAUGUAACUGUUCCUUGGCUUUGAAGAAUCAAGAAAGUGUGCUGCAUGGAGCGCUGAGUGCUGCUCCACUCUUUUGAUCUGCAGGGCCUUCCCGUCUUUCUCUCUUUCUCUCCUUUGCUAUCUUCCGCUUUCUCUUUACCUCUCUCCCGCUCUCUCUCUUCCUAUCCCCUCUCCCUCCACUCCAUCUCUCCCCAACUAUCUGCUCUCUUCCCAUCACCCUGUCUCUCUUUCUCCCUCUCCUCUGCCUCUCUUCACUUCCUCUAUCACUCUCUCCACUCCUAAAAGUCCUAAAAUGCCCUUGUCUUGGUUGUCGUAACAGGGCAGAAAGGGCCUGUUUUGAAUAUUCAAAUCCCUUGCUCUGCCAAGUAUGGUGAUAGGUUAAGGAGUUUGAAUCCAGAUUAAGUGUGGGACCUUUCUAUUUCGUCCUGGCCGUAAAUGUGCUCAUGACUUCCAUUGUUUAGGAGAGCCUUCUCUCCCCGGGUUUGUCACAGACCUAUCACUCACUGACUCUAGCUCUUGGCCAUCUCUCUCUCUCCCACUCUUUUGACUCCCUUCUCUCCAUAACCCUCACCCUCUCUCUCUUUCUCUCUUUUGGAGUGGAGUCCAUCUCCCUCCAGGUUUCGUCUGUGUCUGUGGUAAAGCAAAGUGAUUUAAUUGAGUUUAGCCCCUCACCUGACAGGGAGGAGGGAGGUAGGAGAGGCUUUCCCUACUCUUGCAGUCUCUCUCUCUCUCUCUCUCUCUCUCUCUUUGCCCCUCCUGAGGACGACCAACUAUGCAACAUGCUCCAAGGCAGGUGGUGUAGGGCUGGGGUGGGCAGAGGAUGAUGGUGGAGGAAGGGUUGCUGGUUGAUUGGUGUGUGUGGGGGUGUUGCUAUCUGUUAUGUUUAGUGGUGUCACUGAGUCACUGAAUGUCAUAAUGCUUGGGUCAUGUCAGUUUGAGAGAUUGCCUUAUCAUCUGGUUCCAGUGUACAAGAUAGUUGUAAAGUUGUGUCUACACUAUAGGAGGUCACUAUAUUAUGUGUUGAUGUUUCUGAAGCUCUCAUUGUCUCCCAAGGAAACCCAAACUGUCCUCAAGGCCUUGGUUGGUUGGUGUAACUGCCUGCAGAUUGCAGAGGGUCACUUGGUUGGGCAUAGCCAGGAAUGCUGGGGGGGAGGGGAUUAAAUAUUUGUCUUUUGUCACCUGACACCUGUGUCAGAGAUUUAUCUUGGCAUCGAUACGGUUUUUAUUAUUCACAGUUCAGGUUUCUUCUCUCCGUGGCAACAGUGCCACCAGACACAGACAACAUUGCAUCAUUGGUUUUAUGGUCUCCAUCUUUAUGCAUUUUAUAUGGUCUGUUUUUAUCUAUACCGCAUCUUUUUCAUCUUUUUAUCCAUUACAUUUCUGUCUGCUUCGAUCAGUAUGUUGCCCUCUGCCCAGGGUCAGUUCCUGUGUAUGCCAUGCAGAGUGAUUUGAGUGGGUCUUACCCAUGUCCUUUCCUGGUCUGUGUGCCCAUAAAGGUGGAGAGAACAGCUCAGACACAGAGAGUGCCCCGUCCCCGUCCCAGGCGGACCCCUCCAAGGCCAGAGGAGACUCCCAGAUGGGAGACAUUGCUGGAGGGUCAGAGAACCAGCGGUCAGAUCAGGACCAGGCCAGCGAUGGGAAGGGCCAGGAUCCGCCAUACGGGGAGCUGAGGGUCAAGCUGGAGAAGAGCCCUGAGGGAGAGGCCAGAGACCCUGACUCUCAGGAGGACCAGGACAGGGAGAGGGCCCGGGCGGCCUACGAGGGCCAGGUGCAUCCCAAGAGUGAGCCCCAGGAGUUGGACAUGAAGCCUGGGGGUGCUGAGGUGCAGGUGAAGGUGGAGCCUGACUCGACCAAGGAGAAGGGGGACAAUGGGGAGCAUGGGGAGAGAGAGAGGCAGAGGGAGGGGCACCACUCAGACAAUGACUCCAGCGCCACCUGCAGCGCAGACGAGGAUGUGGACACUGAGCCCGAGAGACAGAGGUGGGUCAGGGUGGUCAUCAUGGGGAUUCACACCUCUUGUUUCAGACUUUAAAAACAAAGGUAUUUUGAUUAAUUAUUAAGGUUGUAAAUGGUUGAUAUUAUUAGUGGUAAUUGAAUCGACUCCUUUCUCCUAACUCCUGUGAUCAUUACCUCGACUCUUUCUGAUAAGUAUGUCUCACCGUCUCUCUCCUCUCCUGUCUCCCCCUCUCUCCUGUGUCCUCAGGAUGUUCUCUAGUAUGGACAAGCCUUCGUUACUCAGCCCUCCUGGCUCAGUGCUGAUGUCCACGGCCAAACAGGCCCACCUCAACAUGCAGCAGCACCAGCAGCGCGCCGCUACCAUCCCGCCCAUGGUCAGUCACUAUAGCAACCCACACUUUUCUAUGAUCAGAUAUGCCCAUUCGGAGAGGCAGGCACACGGAGGCAGGCAAGAGGGUGAAAGCAUGUCUUAUUUAGACCAACCUACCCGUCAAGUGAGUCCAUCAUCCCCCGCACUUUUCCAACCAACCUGUAAAUCAAUCAAUCAAUCAAUCCAAUUGAUGGAUUCUUCUUUUGUCAUUGAAACGUCCAAUCAAUCAGUUGAUCAAUGUGUCAGCAGGGAUCUAAAUCAAUGAACUUGUGCCCAUCUGUUGUGUACCGGUAAUCUAAUCAUGCUAAUGUGCUGACACUGUCAAAUUGUUUUCUGAUGUCCCUUUCUUUCCCUCCAAUUGCUUCUUCUAUGGUGCUUCUGUCUCUCCAUUUAUAAUGGAUGAGGUCAGACAAACUGGAUUGCCUGUUUAAGCACUGGGGCCGAGAUUUGCGUGCAAAACACAAAAGCAGUCCAAUCUAACAACUGUUUGGGUCAUUUUUUACAUUUCAUUCAUCUAAUAAUGUACUUUACCCUUUCUUCUGGGAUGGUUUAAAGACAGGUGUUAGUACUAUUCUUUUAAUUCUGAAGUCCAAUCAACAUCUACUUCUUCUAGAUUGUAGAUAGAAGCAAUUCAGGGUUAGAGGACAAUGUAUCAGCUGCUCGCUUUACUUGUACAGAGCUUGUGUCCCCCUCCAGUCCUCCUCACAGGGGCGUCUCUCCUCGCCCUCCUCCUGUAGGUGGGUCCUUUCAGCACUGGUGGGAUGACAAUGGGAGCCCCCCUCAGCGGCUUCGCCAUGUUCCAGCACCAGAUCAAGGCGGUGCACGAGUCGGCCCACGCGGAGGAUAAACAGAGACAGGACCAGGCCGACCCUGAGCACAGCAGACAACCUCCCCACUGCCCGCGCUUCACUACCCGCAGCCCCACUGUACUGGACAGGGAGGGUAAGAGAGAGUACAUACACAUCUACACGCACUGGUAUCCCCCCUCUGAGCCCCUACCUACCUGAGCCUCUCAACCAACAGCAGCCUAUUUAUAGCCAAUACAUUUUUCAGUCCCAUUCACUUUCGUUCAGCAUCAAAAAAUGAAUUAUGAGAGGAGAGAGAGCCGGUUCAGACUGCUGUAGACUGAACCAGAACAAGAACAAGAUGUUAGCUGACCCCAUUUUACACGUGAUGCGAACAUGAAAGCUAAAAGCUCUGAUAGGGAAAGCUUGUUUUUCCUGAAAUGCCUCUGGGGGAAGGGAGGGAUUCCGCGGUCGACUUUUGAAGGAGCAUGACUUGAGUGUGUCAGAGCAGGACACAGUUAGUGCCCCCCAGGCAGACAGAGAAGUGGAUCCUAUUUUUAAAGGUAGAAGAGUCAUUCAGCCACAAAGGGCACAUUGGCCUAGCCUGUUUCCAAGUCUGAAUGGUGUAUUUUGUGUGAAGGGGGGAAGUCCGUGAUUAGACACCCAAAGCUUUUAUCACCUUUUUUAAGAGCUAAAAAGGUUUUUGGGUAGUCCCGCAAUGCUAUAUUUGAAGAAGCUUGGAAAUCGAAGUUCGUGUUAGAGCAGUAAGGCAGGCUGAGGGCUUUUUUUGUGUGUGAAAACUGCGAAUCCGUGCCAAGAUACUUGUCAAGUAUUAUUUUGUUGAUUUGAAAUGUAUAAUCAAAAUCGUCUCGGGUUGUAUUUCAUCUUCUGAUUGUUUGUCUAUUUGUGUGAGUCAUUUAUCUUGUGGCAGUGUUUUCAUUCAUAUGUCUCUGUUCUGUGUUGUGUUCAGGUAAGCCCUUCCCUUACAUGCCUUAUGAAAUGAAGAUGGCUCUGGAGCAGGAGGCCCAGUCUGGUCGGCCAGGCUCUCCCUACAGGCUCUCUCCCAGGGACAUGAGCAAGGCCUCUCCUCAGCCCAAUGACCCCAACGCCUCCCGCUACAGCGUGCCUCCAGGUAACUGCCCUCUGAUCUGUCCUCCCCCAUGUGGCCUCAGCUCUACCCUUCAGCUAGCCUGGUCCCAUACUGUUUGUGCAGUUGCCAACUCUUUUUCAAUUGGCUAAAGCUCUUACAGUACAGUUGUCCUUAUGUUUUCACCCCCCACCCCCCUACUCUUUCCCGUUUCUCUGUGAGUAGUUUAAGCUGUACUGUAGCUGGCCUUAAACAUCUAUCUGUCCCUAUCAUGAAUGAAUGUUAAUAUUACACACACAGAGCCUGGCUGCAGUAAGGCUUUAUCAGUAUUCCGUCAUGGACUAGCUUGUUUCCUUAUCUCUCAGUGUGAGCUGCCAGGAUGCUGACGUCUGUGCCUGCUGUAGGUACUCUCCCAGACAAAUUUAAAGUGCAGGGGCAUUGAGGGCGGGCAGACUGUCGGUAGGAAGGGAGCGGGGGUUGCUUCCUCAAGGCAGGUCACUCCCGGUCACCGUGACUCACUAACAGGGUAGAACGCAGACAAGCCAGAUAUCUCUCCCUGAGGCUGCUCCCACAGAUGUACAGACAGGCAAGCGGCAGGGAGGUUACAUCAGGUUUAGGUCAGCGCCAGCCUUUUAACUCUAGCUACCAGACUCACUGUUCUGUGUUUACUUCACGGUUUACUUCAGUCUGGGAAAUCUGCCUCAAAAUGUUAUCACCAUGCACUCAUAGAUGGGAGAUGGGCUGCUGGUGGAGCCUGUUUGUAAGAGUAGUGAAUGAUGCACUGGCUGAGAAUGAUAAACAAUUUUGCCUGAAUUUAGUUGCAGUACUAUACAGUGACUGAUCUGUGGAAACUGCAGAAAAUGGCACCAGAAUGUUUCUUUGAGAAUAUCCAUAAUAGACAUAAAUUGAGUUUUUCUGGGGGCUGAAUUUUAAAAAAAAUACUUUAACUUUUCAGUGCCUCUGGAUUUUCUAUUCUUGACACACUUUUUUGUGUUCUUCCCUUCUUCACCCUAUCCUAGACAAGUCUCAUGCUAAAUAAUCAUAUGAUCGAUGGUGUCACUUUCUAACUUUGAUUGUUUUUCUCUCCUCUCCUAGUGCUCCACCCAGCUCCCAACCAGGUGGUCCAGAGCCUGCCCGAUGGAGUCCGUGUGACUUUCUCCAGACACAGCCGACCCGCCAACAUUCCAUCUCCACCUCCACUCAUUCCAACCUCCAAACCCACAGACAAGCCUUCCUUUAUCCAGGGAGGCUCCAUCUCCCAGGUAAGACCCAUAUCCCUCAGGUGAGGGUUCAGAUUCAGCCAGCCCCCUGGUUAGGGCCACACAGGUGGGCACCCAGGGUAGUAGGUGUGGCUGAAGUGUUUGGUAUGUUCUAUUUGGUGAAAUGAUCACAUUCUUUUUUGGCACCAUUGUCUCUUUCUCAAUCAGUCAUACUAUAACAGUAUUUGUUGUGUGAUAAUGAUUUACUAAGAAACCUAUACGGCUAUUUGCCUUUGUAGCAGACAGUAGUCUGUAUUUAGUCAUGUUUACUAGCCAAUAUGCCAAAGAGCAAACUUUGGUACACAUCAGUUGGAUCCACCUUUAUUUUUGUACGUUGCACUUUCCCUGUAUUUCUCUGCUGUAUAAUUUCGAAAAAGUUUCAAGGUUUUCAGAAAUCCCAGUUGAAGGACUCCUGGAAUCAGGAGAGAACAAGCAGGGAGGGAAUCCUCCAACUGAAAUUUUGCAACCCUGACCUGAUUCUGACUUGUCUGUUCCUGCCAUUUCAGGGUACUCCUGGUACGUACCUGCCAUCCCAUGCUGUCUACGGUGGCCCAGAGGGUGCAAAGAGCUCAGUGGGCUCCAUAUCCCUGGGCCUGCCCAGGCAGCAGGACCCCACCAAGCCUGGUAAGACAAGCCAGUCUGGACGACACACACACCUCCUACCCACGUUCCAUUGUCCAAACUAGCAUACUACUUUCAAUACAUGCCCAAUACAUUUAUUCAUACUAAGUGGUAUGCUAGUGUGGAUACUGUCUAUCAUCAUCUAAUUUCCUCUCUCUGCUAUUAGAUUGGCAUGAGAGAGAGACAUAGGCAUAUUGUCAGCAUUUGAGCACAUUCAGACCUGAUGUCACAGUCCCAAAUGUCCCACUUCACUUGCCUUCCCUAACUGUCCCCUGUUCCCUCCCUCCCUCCCUCCCUCUCCCCAGUGUCCUACAUUAAGCAGGAGGAGUGUUCUCCACGUGGGCAGUCUGAGGGCCUCCUCUCCCAGAUGCAGUAUGAGGGGGUAGUCAGAGGUGUGUGUCUGUCUGUUUGUCCAUCUCACAAAGGUGUCUGUCUGUCAUCCUGUCUGUCCUUGCCUCCCGAGUGUUUCUUCUUUCACACUCUCACCAAAACAGUGCUGAUACCGACAGUGAAUACCCAGAAACCACACCUGUGUUCAAAUCAUAUUUGAAAUAUUUGAAAUACUCAAUGUUUGCCAGAUGGGUGGGGUUUGCAUUUCUGAGACUAAAGACUUGAAAUACUAUUUGAACCCAGAAAAGAGCUUUAUCGCAGGCUGAGUGUGGGAGAGAGCGAGAAGAGAAGAGUGAAGUGGAGGAGUCUGGCCUCCACCCUCCUUCCCUCCCUCCUGCCCUCUGUUUGCACAGACCUGACAGAAUGUGGCAUGCUGGUGAGGGAGGGAGGGAGAUCAGGAGGGAGGGAGAUGGAGAGAGACCUCACAAGCCCCAGUUCAAAAAGUACCUCCUCUCACCAGCAGUCCUCCUCGCACCUUCUCUCACAACUGACCUCUGGUGUGACAUGGGGGUGUGGUGUGGAAACCUCUGUCUCUCUCUUUCAGGCUGCAGCCCAUUGCUCUACUAUUCUCCCUGAAGUGUGUAUUUGUUCACUCCCCCACAAAGAUUUAAAAGCAUUGCAUUAGUGUAGCCAGAGUGUACCAUCUUACACCAAUUACUUUAAAUCCUUGAGAUGGAGUCAACGAGUGCAAACUUCCGGGAGAAUGAGGGAAAAUCAAAAUUAGACUUGAAUGAUUCUGACCAGGAAUAUAAUGCCAACAACUGUACAGCCCUCAUCUAUAUCCACACAUACAGUUGAAGUCGGAAAUUUACAUACACCUUAGCCAAAUACAUUUAAACUCAGUUUUUCACAAUUUCUGACAUUUAAACCUAGUAAAAAUUCCCUGUCUUAGGUCAGUUAGGAUCACCACUUUAUUUUAAGAAUGUGAAAUGUCAGAAUAAUAGUAGAGAGAAUUAUUUAUUUCAGCUUUUAUUUCUUUAUCAUGUUCCCAGUGGGUCAGAAGUUUACAUACACUCAAUUAGUAUUUGGUAGCAUUGCUUUUAAAUUGUUUAACUUGGGUCAAACGUUUUGGGUAGCCUUCCACAAGCUUCCCACAAUAAGUUGGGUGAAUUUUGGCCCAUUCUUCCUGACAGAGCUGGUGUAACUGAGUCAGGUUUGUAGACCUCCUUGCUCGCACACGCUUUUUCAGUUCUGUCCACAAAUGUUCUAUAGGAUUGAGGUCAGGGCUUUGUGAUGGCCACUCCAAUACCUUGACUUUGUUGUCCUUAAGCCAUUUUGCCACAACUUUGGAAGUAUGCUUGGGGUCAUUGUCCAUUUGGAAGACCCAUUUGCAACCAAGCUUUAACUUCCUGACUGAUGUCUUGAGAUGUUGCUUCAAUAUAUCCACAUAAUUUUCCUUCCUCAUGAUGCCAUCUAUUUUGUGAAGUGCACCAGUCCCUCCUGCAGCAAAGCACCCCCACAGCAUAAUGCUGCCACCCCCGUGCUUCACGGUUGGGAUGGUGUUCUUCGGCUUGCAAGCACCCCCCUUUUUCCUUCAAACAUUACGAUGGUCAUUAUGGCCAAACAGUUCUAUUUUUGUUUCAUCAGACCAGAGGACAUUUCUCCAAAAAGUAUGAUCUUUGUCCCCAUGUGCAGUUGCAAACCGUACUCUGGCUUUUUUUUGGCGGUAUUGGAGCAGUGGCUUCUCCUUGCUGAGUGGCCUUUCAGGUUAUGUCAAUAUAGGACCCAUUUUACUGUGGAUAUAGAUACUUUUGUACCUGUUUCCUCCAGCAUCUUCACAAGGUCCUUUGCUGUUGUUCUGGGAUUGAUUAGCACUUUUCGCACCAAAGUACAUUCAUCUCUAGGAGACAGAACGCAUCUCCUUCCUGAGAGGUAUGAUGGCUGCUUGGUCCCAUGGUGUUUAUAGUUGCGUACUAUUGUUUGUACAGAUGAACGUGGUGCCUUCAGGCGUUUGGAAAUUGCUCCCAAGGAUGAACCUGACUUGUGGAGGUCUACAAUUUUCUGAGGUCUUGGAUGAUUUCUUUUGAUUUUCCCAUGAUGUCAAGCAAAGAGGCACUGAGUUUGAAGGUAGGCCUUGAAAUACAUCCACAGGUACACCUCCAAUUGACUCAAAUAAUGUCAAUUAGCCUAUCAGAAGCUUCUAAAGCCAUGACAUCAUUUUCUGGAAUUUUCCAAGCUGUUUAAAGGCAGUCAACUUAGUGUAUGUAAACUUCUGACCCACUGGAAUUGUGAUACAGUGAAUUAUAAGUGAAAUAAUCUGUCUGUAAACAAUUGUUGGAAAAAUUACUUGUGUCAUGCACAAAGUAGAUGGCCUAACCGACUUGCCAAAACUAUAGUUUGUUAACAAGAAAUUUGUGGAGUGGUUGAAAAACAAGUUUUAAUGACUCCAACCUAAGUGUAUGUAAACUUCCGACUUCAACUGUACCAACUUCUCUGACUGUUGUCUUCCUUCUAGGAGGCCCAAUGGAUGGGGGUAUCAGCAGAGGCAACCCAGCCAGAGGAUCAAUCACACAGGUACAGUGGCUUGCGAAAGUAUUCACCUCCCUUGGCAUUUUUCCUAUUUUGUUGCCUUACAACCUGGAAUUAAAAUAGAUUUUUUGGGGUGGGUUUGUAUCAUUUGAUUUACACAACAUGCCUAUCACUUUGAAAAAAAAAUAAGACAAAAAUAAGACAAAAAAACAGAACUUGAGCGUGCAUAACUAUUCACCACCCCAAAGUCAAUACUUUGUAGAGCCACCUUUUACAGCAAUUACAGCUGCAAGUCUCUUGGGGUAUGGCUCUAUAAGCUUGGCACAUCUAGCCACUGGGAUUUUUGCCCAUUCUUCAAGGCAAAACUGCUCCAGCUCCUUCAAGUUGGAUGGGUUCCGCUGGUGUACAGCAAUCUUUAAGUCAUACCACAGAUUUUCAAUUGGAUUGAGGUCUGGGCUUUGACUAGGCCAUUCCAAGACAUUUAAAUGUUUCCCCUUAAACCACUCGAGUGUUGCUUUAGCAGUAUGCUUAGGGUCAUUGUCCUGCUGGAAGGUGAACCUCCGUCCCAGUCUCAAAUCUCUGGAAGACUGAAACAGGUUUCCCUCAAGGAUUUCCCUGUAUUUAGCGCCAUCCAUCAUUCCUUCAAUUCUGACCAAUUUCCCAGUCCCUGCCACCACCAUGCUUCACUAUGGGGAUGGUGUUCUCGGGGUGAUGAGAUGUUUGGUUUGCGCCAGACAUAGCGUUUUCCUUGAUGGCCAAAAAGCUCAAUUUUAGUCUCAUCUGACCAGAGUACCUUCUUCCAUAUGUUUGGGGAGUCUCCCACAUGCCUUUUGGCGAAAACCAAACGUGUUUGCUUAUUUAUUUUUUAAGCAAUGGCUUUUUCUGGCCACUCUUCAGUAAAGCCCAGCUCUGUGAAGUGUACGGCUUAAAGUGGUCCUACGGACAGAUACUCCAAUCUCCGCUAUGGAGUUUUGCAGCUCCUUCAGGGUUAUCUUUGGUCUCUUUGUUGCCUCUCUGAUUAAUGCCCUCCUUGCCUGGUCUGUGAGUUUUGGUGGGCGGCCCUCUCUUGGCAGGUUUAUUGUGGUGCCAUAUUCUUUCAAUUUUUUAAUAAUGGAUUUAAUGGUUUUCCGUGGGAUGUUCAAAGUUUCAGAUAUUUUUUUAUAACCCAACCCUGAUCUGUACUUCUAAAUAGGAAAAACGCCAAGGGGGAUGAAUACUUUUACAAGGCACUGUAUUACAAUAACAUUGCUUAACCAGUAUGUGUAUCCAAGCACCACCCUGUCUAUGGACAUCUAAUAGCACAGUUUUACUGUGAAUUAGUCUAAUAUUUUUGGAGCAGAUUUAUUUUAAUGAAAAGUUAAAAUAAACAUUAUUAUAAAACAGUUGUUGUUUCUGGUUUCUGACCUUAAUUGGACCCAUUUCUCUCUGUCAGUCUUUACCUUUCUUUCUCUCCCUUUCUCUCUCUCCCCCUCUUCUGUGUGACCAGGGCACGCCAGCCCUGUCUGGGUCCAGCAUUGCGGCUGACCUGCUGAAGGGCACCAUCACCAAGCUGGCCACAGAGGACCUGAGCAGCCCAGAGAAGGACCGGGAACAGCUGGCCAAGGGACACGUCAUCUACGAGGGCAAGAGUGGACACAUCCUUUCCUAUGACGGUAAUACAAAGCUCUGUUAGUGGUCACUCCAUGACUUGAUCCUCUUGUAAAUCUGAUAUGUUUCAGUGUAGGCUGUUACUUAUGGGACUUCAGAUUUAUACUACAGUACAGUAGUUUCUGGAAAUGUGCUGCAUUGCAUUGUGUAUGAGCCUAUUACUUUAUCCUGGGCAUUGGUUUACCCAUGGAGUUAGACAAUUGGGACAGUGAAAAUGAUACCCGUGUGCAUCUGAAGUCAGGCAUUCAUCAGCAUUUAUUGGUAGCAAUAAUUAGGUCUGCAUAUCUAAAUCUGCCUAAAUGAACGCAUAUAUUGUGUUCCUGUCUCCGUAGCCAUUAAGAACCCAAGAGAGGCCACGUGUAGCCCCAGGCCAGGCCAUGAGCUCAAACGCUCCCACGAUAUGAUGGAGUCCGCCAGAGGCCACACCGGGAGAGAAGGAGCCCCCUUCGAGGGUAAGGCGUGUGUGUGUGUGUAAGAGAGUGAAUUUUGUCUUCUACCCUAAUCUCUGCAUAUAUUUAGGCCACUAGGUGAUAGUGACUGACUGUGUGUGCGUGUGUGUGUGUGUGUGUUUGUCAGGGUUGAUAAUCCGAGCCCUGCCCAGAGAAAGUCCCCAUGGGGAGUCUAAGGAGAGGCCAAUGAUGACUGGAUCCAUCAUGCAAGGUAAUGAAGUUAUCAGGUGACAUCAUCGCAGCUACAAAGCUCAGAUGUACUGGAGCCAGAACCUGGCAGAUCAGAGAAUUAGACUGCAGACAGCUCCUAUGUAAAUCAUUAAAUUAAAUUCAGCAAAUAUGAUUUUUACUCUGCAAAUGUAACCCACAUUAAGCCAAGUUAAAAAAAAGUUUUAUUUAUUUUUCUCUUCCCACUCCAGGUACACCCAGAACCUCUGCAGAGGCCUAUGAGGAGAGCAUGAAGUACGGCAAGCAGAUAAAGAGGGAGAGCCCACCCAUCCGCUCAUUUGAGGGGGGGAUAGGUAAAGGUAAGCCCUAUGAGGGGGUGAACACCAUUAAGGAGAUGGGCCGCUCCAUCCACGAGAUCCCCCGUCAGGACCAGCCUGGACAGGACCCCCGCAAGACCCCCGACAUGGCUGCCAACAACCGAGCCGCCAUGGAGGGCUCCAUAUCCCAGGUAAGUGUGUGUGUGUUCUGCAUCUGUGUGCGUGUGUGAGGGAGAGCGCAUGUUUGUGUGUGUGUGUGUGUUUAGUGCGUGUAUCAGCCUCCUCUCCCUCUCUACCAGGGCCAUCCUCUGAGCCAGUCGGCCAUCAAGCACAACGUCAAGUCCCUGAUCACCAGUCCCAUUAGGCUGCCCCAGGGCCCCACCAUGCCCCAGUUGGAGGCAAUGGAGCGGGCCAAGUACGAGGAGAGCAAGGCGGCGGCGGAGCAGCAGCAACGGGCGCGCCACACUUCUGUGGUCAACUCAGCCACUUCCGUCCUGCGUUCCACGCACCAGGAGCAAGGCAAGUCCCAGCUCAGCCCGGGCAUGUACCAAGACACAGAUGCCCGCAGGACCCCGGUCAACUACAGCUCCAGCUCCAUGUCUAGAGGCUCGCCCAUGCUGGGCCGAGGACAGGAGGGUACGUCUUGUCUGACCUUCUCUCUCAAAGUCUUCACUUUCAAUUCAUAGAUUUUCUGUCAGAUGUAUUUGCACGAGGCCAUUUCAUUGUACAGCAAUCACUUCACAAGCAAUGAUGUGUGGCUUUAGAUCUUAUCAGUACAAUUUGCAAACAUUGAAAGCGUUGAACACAUUUAUGUUUUAUGGUUAUGUUUACUCUAUAGAUUUGUGUAAUUGUUAUUUCCCUCCCCUAUCCAGGCUCUGGGAAGCCUGCGUCCCACGACAGGAAGAGUGCCAUGACCCCCAAUCAGAGGGACAGUGUUCCAGCCAAGUCCCCUGUGUCAGGGGGUGACCCCAACCACCCUAUGGCCUCCCACAGCCCCUUCGACCCCCACCACCGCCCCAUGGCCCCUGGAGAGCCCCGCUUCCACCUGCCUCCACACCUAGACCCUGCCCUCUUCCACCGGGCCGUCCUGGACCCAGGUAGGACACACACACACACCCUGUUACCCUGACCUACCAAGCAUGGGUUCAAAUAGUAUUCUUUUUAUUUUUAAUUUUUUUGUGUGAGCCUGGCGCAAUGGAACCGAUGGAAUAGUCCCAAAAGUGCAAACUCUGCCCAUCUGGCACUCCAUGCAGGCUCAGUCAAAUGCUCAAAAGUAUUCAGGAAAAAAAGGAUACUAUAUGAACCUGGGCCAACCUCCAUGAACAACACAAUAGUAGACCUGAAUCCUGGAAUGAUAGACUGGGUAAACUGGGGUAGCUUUGUCAUUUUUCAUUCAUAGGCACUGAGUGUCCUGUCCAGUCUCAGGUUGAGUUCAUUGACGUCAGUAGAGAGUAAUCACCAUCUGUUCGCCUGCUGUUCAUAUUUUUGGUCUCUGUUUGUACCUCUCCUCUCCUCUUCCCCCUACAGCUGCGUACAUGUUCCCGAGGCAGCCGUCCCCGACGGGCUACCACAACACCUACCAGCUGUACACCAUGGAGAACACGAGGACAGACCAUCCUCAACGAUUAUAUCACCUCCCAGCAGAUGCAGGUUAUCCCACGGCCCGACGUUCCUAGGGGCCUGUCGCCACGGGAACAGCAACAGAUUGCCAUCUCUUAUCCUCCCGGAGCACGAGGUACUGGACUCUGACUGCUGUCUGUGUGUCCUUCUCUCACCUGAGGGAGGGAGGUAGGGAGGGGAGGGAGGGGUGAGGGGUAGUACGCAGUCUGUGUGCUUGUGAAUUAGUGGCUACCUUUUCCAGACGCCUAGAAGCAAAUGACCCUUACAAAUUGCCUCAUAUUGAUUUUGAAUUUUCUUUUAGUUUAUUAUCGCUGAUUUGUUAACGUAUAUUCUGGGCCUGCAGCUGACUACAGCUAAGACUCAAUUUUAUAAAUUGUUAAUUCAGACCUCUUCAAAUUGGUUUGUGUUGCUCACCUUUGGCCCUUUGCUUCUGUCUGUAAAAGGGAUUAUUGAUCUAGCCCAGAUGCCUCCAACUAUCCUGUUGCCUCACCCUGGGGGAACAGGUCCUCCCACUAUGGACCGCAUCACCUACAUCCCCGGAGCUCAACCCCCUUUCCCUCCUAGGCCUUUCAACCCAGCCUCCAUAUCUCCAGGUGAGGACCCCCCUGCCCCAACCCCAACCUGACCUUCCUGUUCCCUUACACCCCUCUUGUUCCUUUAUACCCCCCUCCUACCCUCAACCCCUGAAGCACUGCCCUGCUGCAGAGUGCUUCUGAACGUACCUGAACACACCUAUGGACCAGAUCUAAAUAAACACCUACUGCAGUAACUUCUCUACCCAAAAUCAGACGUUCAGUUUGCCUCAUUAAUUGGGAAAUGUAAAAAAGUACCAAAGUUAGUAACCAGAACAUCUCUGCUGUCUAUCCUAAUCAAUCAGGCAAGACACUCCUCUCUGUGUCGUCAGGCAUUCACAACAGCACUGUGUGCUUAAGGCGGCCCAACCACCCUUCUAACCCUCAGCGACUGUGCCCUAAGUAGAGACGGUGUGUAAACCUACUGUGUGUGUGUGUUGUCUGUUUCUUUGUGUCCACAGGCCACCAAGCCCACCUCGCAGCUACAGCAGCGGCCUGUCAGGAGCGAGAACGAGAGAGGGAGCGCGAAAGAGAAAGGGAGCGCGAUCGGGAGCAUCGAGAGAAAGAGAGGGAAAAGGAGCGAGAAAGGGAGCACAGGGAGAGGGAGAGAGAGAGGGAACAGGAGCACAGACAACGAGAGCGUGAGCGAGUGGUGGCUGCAGCGGUUGCCAAUGACUACAUGCGUGGAGGUGAGACUCAAUGCCAUUAUAUUGUAUAGCGCUGUACAAUGUCAUCAACAAUACAGUGCCAACUAGUUCAUAGUAGUUUAUUUUGAUAUAACCUGGCUGAACAAAUUCUCUCAGUUAAGGGAUUUUUAAUGUAGCCUGUCUUUUGGGAUAGUGGUGGAAUAGCCAUUUAUAAGCUUCCAACUUUGAAUUGCUCUUUUCUUUUUUAUGGAAGUCAGCUCUUGUUUGUUCCCCCAGGUCCAGGGCAGCCAGAUAGACCAGGUAGCCGUGGUUACCUGCGUAGCCCCUCCCCCUCUAUGAGGUCACAGGAAGCCCAGCAGCAGCGGCCCAGCAUCUUCCAAGGAGCCAACAGCAAGGGCGUCAUCACCCCUCUCAUGUGAGUCUAAGCCUGCUCCGCUCUGGCCUUGUAAGCCCUCACCCCACGUACACUCAGAGAGUGCGUGGGUACGUCAGGGAUUUUUCUACUAUUGAAAUCCGUGGGCGAGCUGCCAAAGCGUUGUUUCGGGACGCCCAAGUCCAAACAGGGUAAUUUUUUUUUAUUUUUUUAAUUCAUUUUCGGAAUGGAAAAAGCGCUUUCAGUGUAAACCAGAUAUAAAGUACUGUAUGUAGAAAAUAAUAAUGGGCUUAUAUAUAUUUUUUUUUAUAUAAUCUUUGAGAACUAACAAUUGCCAGAAUAAAAGCUAUACAGUUGGGAUAAUUUUUUUAUUCCAAAAACAAUGAAUUUAGCAGUAUUGAUUUUAUUAUUAUGUUUGAGAAAAAGAACACAGCAUUAGCCGUGGAAAGUAUAGAAUAGCAGAAGAUUUGCUUUUAAACUGCAACAUUUUCUCUCAGCUCCAUGGAGAAAUUUAUAGAAUUGCAGGAAAUUGGCUUAAAUAUUUCAACAUUUCUCUACACCGCCAAGAUGGGGGCCUCUAAAAUGAUCUAUAAAAUCCAGACGGGCUGACCACACCCAUUGCAACGCCCCCUGACACACCACGUCCCAUGCCCACCACCUAAGCCCCUUUUCGAUCCAGAAAAAAACCUGUACGUGUACUGUUAAACCAUUCUUAUGUGCACACUUUCAGUUGCAAUCCGCACCACAUGUCUGGAGCUUACUGGCCUGCACUAUGUUUUAGAAUGCUAUGCUGUUUGCAAUGAAAACCCCGUACAAGCUCACAUAACAUAACAGCCCUUCUACUCUUUACUCUCUGCCUUGUUUUACCACAAAAUAUAUAUAUAUUUUGUGGUAAAUACACACACACACUACUGUUCAAAAGUUUGGGGUCACUUAGAAAUGUCCUUGUUUUCGAAAGAAAAGCCAUUUUUUUGUCCAUUAAAAUAACAUCAGAUUGAUCCGAAAUACAGUGUAGACAUUGUUAAUGUUGUAAAUGGCUAUUGUAGCUGGAAACGACUGAUUUUUUUAUGGAAUAUCUACAUAGGCGUACAGAGGCCCAUUAUCAGCAACCAUCAUUCCUGUGUUCCAAUGGCACGUUGUGUUUGCUAAUCCAGGUUUAAUCAUUUUAAAAGGCUAAUUGAUCAUUAGAAAACCCUUUUGCAAUUAUGUUAGCACAGCUGAAAACUAUUCUUUAACUGCUGAUUAAAGAAGAAAUAAAACUGGCCUUCUUGAGACUAGUUGAGUAUCUGGAGCAUCAGCAAUUGUGGGUGUCGAUUACAGGCUCAAAAUGGCCAGAAACAAAGAACUUUCUUCUGAAACUCGUCAGUCUAUUCUUGUUCUGAGAAAUGAAGGCUAUUCCAUGUGAGAAAUUGCUGCCCUUCUAGGCAGAGUUGCAAAGAGAAAGCCAUAUCUCAGACUGGCCAAUAAAAAGAAAACAUUAGGAUGGGCAAAAGAACACAGACAAACUGUCAUAAACAAAUCUCACAAGUAUCUAGGGGGGGCGCGAGGGGUCAGCAGGGGGGGCACACAGGGUAGAAUGCACAAGGUGCCAUUUCGAAAUUGGGUAGUGCAUCAACAGUUCCUCUUGUCAUGUUAGUCAUUGCAUACCUUAGAGAGCUAUUUAUGACUGUCAGAAAUGUCCAGAACAACUAGCCCAUGUCAGCUAACGUUUUUUUAUUUAGGUUUUUUAGCCCAUAGAUAUUGUCAUUUUUGUCACUCAAAUAUCACAUGAAUACACAUUAGGCAUACCAAAAUGUAUAGAAUUCCAAGAAAAUGUGCUUUAAACUUCAAAACAAUAUUUGCACCCCAUGACAAGCUGUGUAGAAUUGCAGGAAAUAAGCUUUAAACCUGCUAAAUUCUCUCCACCAACAAGAGGGGUGUGAACAGUUUGUGUAAUGAACAGUGCUUUUUCCCAUAAAAAUAGAUGUGGCGCACACGCGCAGGGGGGGCCCAGGGAUGUUCCCCAAUGCUGCAAGGGGUCCCCGAGUGGAAAAAGUUUGGGAACCCCUGAUCUAAUCAACGCAACAUUGACAUUAUCCCACCCCUGUUUAGCCACUAUUGUCUUAAAAAGCCAAACCUAACACAGUAUCUGCUAAUUCAUUUCAAGCAAGAUUGCCCCAUUCUGUCUGGCGCGGUUAUCUAUCACUCCAUGUAUAGCCAGUUGAUGUGAUAACUGUCUUGUGGGUGGACAGAAAUGUUUUCCCCAAAACGUUCUCAAUUAAAUGUUAACUGCAAAGUAGGCUUACCUGGCAGAAGUAUAUCAUGAGGAAGUAUAUAAUUUGUAUCUAUUAUUUGUUAUUUGCAAACUUUGCCAUGAAUUGAGCAGCAGCAGUACAGAACCAUCGCUAGACAGGCACAUUAGACGCCACAUUCCUCACUCACUAGAUGCACAAUUAAAGGGUCAGAUGCGCAAUUAAAGGGGAAUUUUUACUAGGAUUAAAUGUCAGGAAUUGUGAAAAACUGAGUUUAAAUGUAUUUGGCUAAGGUGUAUGUAAACUUCCGACUUCAACUGUACACACAUACAUACAGAUAUAUAUACAACUCCUUAAGACUGUAGGAAAAGCAUUCCAGGUGAAGCUGGUUGAGAGAAUGCCAAGAGUGUGCAAAGCUGUCAUCAAGGCAAAGGGUGGCUAUUUGAAGAAUCUCAAAUAUAAAAUAUAUUUUGAUUUGUUUAACACUUUUUUGGUUACUACAUGAUUCCAUAUGUGUUAUUUCAUAGUUUUAAUGUCUUCACUAUUAUUCUACAAUGUAGAAAAUAGUAAAAACCCUUGAAUGAGUAGGUGUCUCCAAACUUUUGACUGGUUAUUUAUAUAUAUAUAUAUAUAUAUAUAUAUAUAUAUAUAUAUAUAUAUAUAUAUAUACAGUCAUGGCCAAAAUUGUUGGCACCCCUGAAAUUUUUCCAGAAAAUGAAGUAUUUCUCACAGAAAAGUAUUGAAAUUACACAUGUUUUGCUAUGCACAUGUUUAUUUCCUUUGUGUGUAUUGGAAUAACACAAAAAAAAACAGGAAAAAAGCAAAUUUGACAUAAUUUCACACAAAACUAAAAAAAUGGGCCGGACAAAGUUAUUGGCACCCUUUCAAAAUUGUGGAUAAAUAAGUUUGUUCCAAGCAUGUGAUGCUCCUUUAAACUCACCUGGGGCAAGUAACAGGUGUGGGCAAUCUAAAAAUCACACCUGAAAGCAGAUAAAAAGGAGAGAAGUUGACUCAGUCUUUGCAUUGUGUUUCUGUGUGUGCCACACUAAGCAUGGAGAACAGAAAGAGGAAAAGAGAACUGUCUGAGGACUUGAGAACCAAAAUUGUGGAAAAAUAUCAACAAUCUCAAGGUUACAAGUCCAUCUCCAGAGAUCUAGAUGUUCCUUUGUCCACAGUGCGCAACAUGAUCAAGAAGUUUGCAACCCAUGGCACUGUAGCUAAUCUCCCUGGACGUGGACGGAAGAGAAAAAUUGAUGAAAGGUUGCAACGCAGGAUAGUCCGGAUGGUGGAUAAGCAGCCCCAAACAAGUUCCAAAGAAAUUCAAGCUGUCCUGCAGGCUCAGGGUGCAUCAGUGUCAGCGCGAACUAUACGUCGAAAUUUGAAUGAAAUGAAACGCUAUGGCAGGAGACCCAGGAGGACCCCACUGCUGACACAGAGACAUAAAAAAGCAAGACUACAGUUUGCCAAAAUGUACAUGAGUAAGCCAAAUUCCUUCUGGGAGAACGUCUUAUGGACAGAUGAGACCAAGAUAGAGCUUUUUGGUAAAGCACAUCGUUCUACUGUUUACCGAAAAUGUAAUGAAGCCUUCAAAGAAAAGAACACAGUACCUACAGUCAAAUAUGGUGGAGGUUCAAAGAUGUUUUGGGGUUGUUUUGCUGCCUCUGGCACUGGGUGCCUUGACUGUGUGCAAGGCAUCAUGAAAUCUGAGGAUUACCAAAGGAUUUUGGGUCGCAAUGUAGGGCCCAGUGUCAGAAAGCUGGGUUUGCGUCCGAGAUCAUGGGUCUUCCAGCAGGACAAUGACCCCAAACAUACUUCAAAAAGCACCCAGAAAUGGAUGGCAACAAAGCGCUGGAGAGUUCUGAAGUGGCCAGCAAUGAGUCCAGAUCUUAAUCCCAUUGAACACCUGUGGAGAGAUCUUAAAAUUGCUGUUGGGAAAAGGCACCCAUCCAAUAUGAGAGACCUGGAGCAGUUUGCAAAAGAAGAGUGGUCCAAAAUUCCGGGUGAGAGGUGUAAGAAGCUUAUUGAUGGUUAUAGGAAGCGACUGAUUUCAGUUAUUUUUUCCAAAGGGUGUGCAACUAAAUAUUAAGUUAAGGGUGCCAAUCAUUUUGUCCGGCCCAUUUUUUGAGUUUUGUGUGAAAUUAUGUCAAAUUUGCUUUUUUCCUGUUUUUUUUGUGUUAUUCCAAUACACACAAAGGAAAUAAACAUGUGCAUAGCAAAACAUGUGUAAUUUCAAUACUUUUCUGUGAGAAAUACUUCAUUUUCUGGAAAAAUGUCAGGGGUGCCAACGAUUUUGGCCAUGACUGUAUAUAUAUAUAAAAACACAUAAUAUUAACCCUCAACUUCUCUCUGCCCCGUCCAGGCCGUCAGCAGCAGCAGCCCAGGCAGGAUCUCGUUACAGCACUGCAGCCGACGCCCUGGCUGCCCUGGUGGACGCUGCCGCCUCCGCCCCUCAGAUGGACGUCAACAAGGGCAAGGACUCCUCCAAGCACGAUCAAGACGACGAUAUGUCUUCAUCAUCAUCAUCCCCUGUGGCGGUGACCAGGCGGCAGCACGAGCAGCAGCAGGAGGCAGACAGGCGCUCCAUGCAGUCUCCCUACAUGUCUCUGCCAGGGGGGAAACCCCACCCAGGAUACGCUGAGGGUCCCGGUGGUCCCCAGGGGAGCAAGGACAAGGGUCCCCCCACCAAGUCACGCAUCGAGGAGGAGCUGAGGACCAGAGGAAAGACCACCAUCACGGCCGCCAACUUCAUCGACGUCAUCAUCAAGCGUCAGAUCGCCUCGGACAAGGACUCACGGGAGAGAGGCUCCCAGAGCUCCGAUUCCUCCAGCAGCUGUGAGUCUUCCACAUAGAACAACAUAGAACAGGGAACAGUAUAUAACAUUGACACUAUAUACAGAAACAAAUAGGAUGGAGCCAGUACUGUAAUACUGCUAGGGUGGGUGGACACCUGGAUAUAGAUUUGGUUCGCGUUUUAAUUCCCAGCAUUUCUAAUAUGUAAGACUUAACAACAUAGCAAAUAACAAAAAAAUUGAAAAUGAUAAUAUCUCCUCGUAUGUCAGUGAGAGGGUUGUUUUCAAUGUGUGUGUGUCCCUCCCCGGCCCUGCAGUGUCAUCCAGUCGGUAUGAGGUCCCCAGUGGAGGAGCCAUCGAGGUGAUUAGCCCAGCCAACUCUCCAGCCCAGGCCCAGCAGGAGAAGCAGCAGCAGGACGACAGGGAGAGGGCCGACAGGGACAGGGCCGCACAGGCAGCAUCACAAGGUAAGAAGAAAGCAUUAUAUACCGUGAGCCGUUCAAUAAUAGGAUGUCUUCUCAGUGCUGGUUUAGCUUGCCAAGUAGCAGAUUAAGCUUGCCAAGUACCUCAACUCCUCCACGGAGCACAUACUACAGUUUUUUUCAAUUAACCUCUGACAUACUUUUAAUAAAACAUUAAUCAAAUACAACCACCGACUGUUUCCUUGUUGAGAUUCAAUUGGCACAUGCACAUUCGCGCUGAGUUGCCAUCUUAGAGCAACAGCAAUGAGGAAACAGUCAGUGGUGUGUCUCCCGAGAACGACCCUGACAAGCCCAGAGCUAGGUACAAAAACAGCUCUUGACCAAGCCAGCCUGUUUAGUAGGGUACACCAUAGCAAAUGGAGAACAAAAACAUGUGUUCUUAUUUGAGAGAGGACAAACAUGGGUACACAGUUAGUGUUUAAGAAUUUACAUUUUUGAAGUAUCGUCGCAUAGCGAGUCGGAUGUUCAUUAAAAAAACUCUAGUCUGUGCUCAACCUACGCGGAGGAGUUCAGCUACUUGGCAAAUAUUAAGCCUGCACCUGGACUGAAAAGCUUACUCAAUGGCGAAUCUCCAUGGAAAGUGCAUUUUAGUCAAGGACCAGGCUUAAUGUGUCUUGGAAACUGGCCCUUGCUGACUGGUAAAGCUCUAUAGAUGUCAUAUGGAGACUUGAAGUAUUCUCUUGAAGCUCUCAAGCUCUCUCUUUCUCAAGUACUGGUUUCCUUAUGCAAUGUUUAAGUUACCUAACAUGUCCCGAAUGACUCCUCAGCCCAGUAACCUUGUCAGCUAAGUACGACAGAUAGAGCAGACGACACCAUUCCAUUCCCCACAAGCUCCCAUCUGGUCACCAGACCGCUCCACAAGCUAUUUCUGUCCACUGGAGGCAAAUGUAUCUCAGCUGCUGUUGACAUAUAGUACAGUGCUACCCCUCCUUCCACCCUCCCCAAUAUAUCACCCUCUCCUCCCUUCCCAUAUAUCACCCUCUACUCUCUCCGACAUUUCUCUACCCUCCCUCCUCCCUCCCCAACUCAGUCUGCUAACUGUGUGUGUGUGUUAUCCUCACUCAGCAGCUGGCAUGCGUCCCUUCGACAUGAGCCGCUACCGACAGUCAGCGGAGUCACAGCAGCCCCCCUCCUCCCAGGCUGACGGAGGGUACUCCCAGUCCCAGCAGGUCCCCAAGACCCACCGGGUCAUGACCCUGGCUGACCACAUCUCGGUAAGACACACUGGUAGCUUUCCACGGUUGCAUGCCAUAUCAUUGCCUGCGCAGUCGGGCAUCAGAUUGCAAUAUCAUAUUUUGUGGUUAGCUGAUAUUAAACAUCUAUCCAGGCGUGAGUUCUGGCAGGCAACUGCAAUGUUGUCAGCCUGGAACACACCCACUGACUGAAGCAGACCCCAAUGACUUGUUCAUUCAUAGCCCUUUUUAACUGGGUUCCUAAGGCAAACAAUCCAUGUACUGUGUAACCAAUACAAAUGCCUUUACCAACAAUUAAUGUACAGUAUGCCUCCUAUACCACUUUUUGUUGAGUGAUGAUAUCUUGAGUGAUCCAUCGACUGAACUGCAAAUGAUGAUCUCAACAACUCUGACAACAGCCUCUACUAGACAACUUUAGAUACAAACAUUUAAGAGUAGAGACUGAAAAUGUAUAUAUGCCUCCAAGUAAUAACAUCUCCCUGAUCUGUCUGUCCCCUUGUCCUCUCCUCUUUCUCCUUUAUAGCAUAUCAUCACCCAGGACUUUGCCAGGAACCAGGACCCUCCUCAGUCCUCCACCACAUUCCAGAGCGCCCAGCUGCCAGUAUCUAGCUCGGGCCGUGCCAAGGGCCACAGCCGCUACAGCCCAGAGAACCAGACCCAAGCCCCAUCACACCACCAGAGACCCACACCCAGCAGAGUGUCUCCGGAGAACGCCCCUGACAAGCCCAGAGCCAGGUACAGCAACAGUGAACAAAAACCUAUGUUCUUAUUUGACAAGUUCAGGUUGUACCUCCAUGCAAAACAUUUUCUCCCUAAUGAACAUAAACCUGGUGGUGCACCCCUGUCCAUUCCAUCAAAUUCUCACUUUUCCCUCUCUUCCUCUUUCCCUCCCCCAGACCUGGUAAAUCCCCUGAUCGGGGUGGCAGGGGGGCGGUGGAGAGCUAUGAGCCCAUCUCCCCUCCCCAGAGCUAUCAGGAUAAACAACAGGAGACCAGAGAGCAGCAGCAGCAACAACCCCAGAGACGAGAGGCUGACCAGCCUGAGAUGAGGUGUGUAGGACUGGCAUAUCUUCUUAAGUAGUGGGCGCACUCACAUUUCUUUAUGUUCACCUAACGCACACUUGUCAAACUCAUUCUACAGAGGGCCGAGUGUCUGCGGGUUUUCGCUCCUCCCUUGUACUUGAUCGAUGAAUUAAGAUCUCUAAUUAGUAAGGAACACCCCACACCUGGUUAUCUAGGGCUUAAUUGGAAAUAAAAAACAAAAACCUGCUGACACUAGGCCCUCCAUGGAAUGACACCCCUGACCUAACGGAACUUUCAAUUAUAUCACUAGACACAUUUGUAUGUUUCGGUCUUUAAGUUGACAAACCGAAAAGCAUGACACCGAUUUAUUUUGUAUGUCUACGUGCAUUUGUGCGUGUGGAUACUGGAUACAUUCAGUGCCAUUGGACAGAAUGUGCCUUGUGGGCAGCUGCGACCCGUUUGGCAUGCUAACAGAGUGGAAACUGGGGAGAGGUGCCAGUGGCACGCUAGCCUAAUCAGCCCUCUGCUGCCUGACUCUUAACCUCGUGGUGGCCUUUCUCUGGUUACAGGGGUGACUCUCGCUCCCCUGGCAGUGUCAGCUACCUGCCCUCCUUCUUCACCAAGCUGGAGAACACCUCCCCUAUGGUGAAAUCCAAGAAGCAGGAGAUAUUUCGCAAGUUAAACUCCUCUGGUGUCGGGGAUUCUGAUGUUGGUAAGUCGCCUCUCUUCUUAUCUUCCUUGCACUAACAUCAUUUAAGAAAGCAUUCCAAGAUGGAAAAAAUAUAACAUUUGAUGGAACUCAAUUCACACUGUAUUUUUAUUCAUUUCAAGGAUAUUUUCUGUGCAUUGCACUCAUUUCUUAUUUAACAACGGAAAACAUUGUAAUAGGAAGAAAUACUGUAAAACGACUAACUCUGUCUUUUAGCAUCAUUUUAGUUUGCAGUCAGACAUUUUGUUUGCUAACUGAACUAUGCUAUUGUUUCUCCUUUCAGGAAAUGCACAACCAGGCACAGAGAUCUUCAAUUUGCCCGCUGUGACCAGCUCAAGUGAAUAUAAACAUAUCUAACACCAUAGGAUCCUAUUAUAUCACCAUAUACUCAUAUUCAAACAUACUAGAAUCAUUUAAACCAGCCAAAAAUGUCAUGAAAUAAAUUGCAUACCCUAAUGAACAUGACCGUGAUGGCUGUUCCAUGUCUUCCCCCUCAUCCUGUGUGCGUGUUUGGCCCUCCAGGCAGCGUGAACCCCAGGAACCACUCCUUCAGCGACCCGGCCAGUAACCUGGGCCUGGAGGACAUAAUCCGGAAGGCCCUGAUGGGCAACCUGGAAGAAAGGCCAGAGGAGCACCAGGGAGGGCCUCAGCCCAGCUCUAACACCCCCAGCAAUGAGGCCCGCCAGGAGGCCAACCCCUCACCUAGCAUGGGUCAGUGGCAAACAACCACACACAGCAGACUGAAACCACUAUACAGGAGUAAACAUACACAUUUAUGUGUUUACAUACACACACCACACUCACACACUCAUUUUAACCCUGUCUGUCUCUAAAGGUCCAUUGGAAUAGUGUACUUUGUAGGGUGUCCAAUCAAAAAUAUUUUGACAAAUGGGUAAAAUAAUGUUAAUUGUGUAGAUACUCAGAAAACCAAUGGUCUCUAUCAUAAUCGGUUCAAAGGUUAUGAGGAGUUUUUCUUACCCUUUGUAGGGUGGCCAAGAUUAGGGUGACUAAAGCCCUAUUCACAUGGGACUAGUAUUACUAUACAACAUCAGUUAUGUAAUUAUUACCCCAGCAUGUUUGUUUUUCCAGUGGAUGAUUCAGAGGAGAUUAGUUUUACCACACUGCCCCUGUAAUUGACCGUUAUGACAGAAGCUUGGAGGCUCUUCUAGGUGUGAAGAUAUUUCAAAUGUCCUUAAAUUCGGAGAAUGUCAAAAUAAUAAUGCAAAUCAAUAAGAACCAUGAACUGUAACCUAUGCAGACAUUUAAUUACCUGACCUAUUUGGCAAUUUAUCAAUUCAUUGGUACAAUAUCGUCCACUUCAUCUUUUUAAAGGAGAAGUAAGGCACUAGGAAAGUUGAUAUGACAAAACAGAUCAUUCACAUGUAGGCUACGUGCAUAGCACUUUGUUUUAAGCAUCAAUGUGUUCCCAUGUUCUUACCCAAACUGGGUGCUGCACCUGUUCAACUCCGUAAUAUCCCUCAAAACACAGGGAUGACGAUUCGCACGGGAUUUGUAUUAUCAGAGGACCUUUGCGUUUGCCGAAAAACAGUAGGUUUUUAGGGCUGGGAUAAUAACCUUCCUGCCAAGUGAAAAUUACUGACAUGGCAGAUUCGGACGGAACUAAAAUGAUGGAUGUGGUGAUUUGUGCUCGUGCACAUAAUUACAUUACCUGAGUUCCCCCAGUAAAAUGUAUCCUGUCUGAAUUGGGCUUAAAUCAAUGGAGGCCAGAGAAAAAAAGUUGUAAAAUAUCUGGAAAAUAGUAUUUGCGUCAGCUAGGCUGGAUGCUGUGAGAGAAUUAAGGCAAACUGACAGGCUCACCGUUGAACUCGUUAUCUUUCUUCUCGAAUCCGUAGGACAUAAAACAAUAUAGAGGUAAGAUCGAUUUUGAGACAUGACAUAUAUAGAAUGUUCAUAUUUUAGUGUACGCUUUUCAUAUUAAUGCGAAAUUCUUGUUAUUUUUUUUAAAGGAUUUCUCAAAAACAAGCGUAUCUCUGUGAAAUGUCAACGGAGCACUGAGCGUACCGCAAGCUUUUUAUUUUCAAAGCCUUUUACAUUUAAUUCAGCUCGUUAUGUUAAUUUUGCUUUUUGCGACCCGCGGAAACAACUGCAGAAGACCAUCGCAACAUGUAAAAUCCUCAAAAGUCGCUCGGUGGUUAUUGUCGGAUGUGUUAGGUUACGAAAUCCUACUUUUUGGAUAUAAUGUUCAUGAUAUGUUCGAGAAGGAUGCCACUGAACGAUGCAGAACAUGAAGAAUCAUAUUUGUAUUGGUAAAAUGUAUUUUAUAACAUAAGGAAGUGAAAUUUCAUCACCAAAGCACGUUUUCACCAACUCUGGGCAGUGGGUGGACACCCACCAUUUUGAGAUUUGGAACAAGCUCUCUAGAAUAGUCACAACUCAACACAUUUACACACACACCCACCACAUAUGCUGCUGCCAUACUGUUAUUGUACUAUUAUUAUUAUUUAUCCUGCUACCAGUCACUUUCUCCUAAUCCCUGCCUACAUGUACAUAUCCACCUUGAAUACGCCAGUAUCCCUGCACAUUGUAAAUGUGGUAUUGGCACUGACCCUGUAUAUAGCUUUCUCUUCUAGUUAUUGAAUACUGCACUGUUGGAUAGGGUGCAAGUUAAGCAUUUCACUGUACUUGUGCAAAUAAAACUUGAACUUAUUGCUAACACAACAGGCAAGCAGAAACUGCAGAGCAAAGCCAACAGCCGGAAGUCCAAGUCGCCCAACCCAGGCCAGGCAUAUGCAGCAGGAGGGGAGCGGCCCUCGUCAGUGUCCUCCGUCCACUCAGAGGGAGACUACCACCGACAGGCCCCGGGCUGGGCCUGGGAGGACCGGCCCUCGUCCACAGGUAGGACCCAAGAACCGUUUAAACUCUGGGUCUCUGUUUGUCUGUGUACACAAUAUCACAUUAACAGCCACACAGGAAUUCAGAAAUCAGGAUUUUCUAAAUAAGAAAAAUCCCUCUAAAGACUAUCCUGUCUCACUUCUCUCUCCAGGCUCUAUGCAGUUCCCCUAUAACCCCCUGACCAUGCGCAUGCUGAGCAGCACACCCCCCACCUCCAUGGCCUCCCCCUCCAUGCAGGCCCAGCAGCCCCCACCAGGAGGCCCUCCGGGGUGCCAGCAGCAGCAGCGUGUGUGGGAGCGGGAGCCCCUACUGUCGGAGCAGUAUGAGACCUUGUCAGACAGCGACGACUGAGCCCUGCCACUAGAGCCCUACCUGCCCCUCAUCCCACCUCAGAGGAAGGGCAGGCCUCUCAGUACAGGCCCGCCUGCCCACCCCCUCCCCCCAAAACAAGCCUCACUCACUGGUGCUGAAUGAGUGUGGGGAGAACAGG
Molecule: messenger RNA, 49058 nt
Organism: Coregonus sp. 'balchen'
Lineage: Eukaryota; Metazoa; Chordata; Actinopteri; Salmoniformes; Salmonidae
Source: the annotation of a GenBank genome assembly